UGGAUCUUUAGCUUCCCCCUGUUUCUCCACAAGGAAGGAUAAACGCAACUUUGGAAGAGGCCCGUUUGUGGAUUGCAGAAUUUGUGUGCCUCUCUGCUGCAGUAGCUCACUAUGAGUGCGCCUUCCUUUCUAUGUUCUGUGUAAUGAAGGGCAUUGGGGAAUCUUAGGAUCCAGCAAAGUUUUAUAGGAGUAUCCUGCUUUCUGACGUCUGCAGGUCCGCUAUUUUAGGUACGGAGAGUCUGGAUUUUUCUAUCCUGGUGCGCAUAUAGUUUGGCAAAGGGUACUGUUGGCACAGGUGCUAAAUGGUGCUGGGACCAGAGGUUUGUGGUACUCGCAGAUAAAAAAAAUGGGAAGACCCAGCUGUGGUUGGCAUAGAGCUAGCCGGGGCCUUUUCUCUGCCUUGCCGUUUUGCAACGCUAUGAUCCUACACCCUUUGCAUUUCCGUAGGAUGGAAGCAACUCCACUCUGAGGCGUUUGGGGAGAGGUGCAUACUAUCUCUCGAUAUGUGGCCCCCUUGCCAGAAAGGUUGGCCACCUCUGUCUGAGGUAUACCUACAAAGUUAAGUUGCUUUAGUAACAGGCCCUGUCAUGGCCGACCCCACCAUUAAGCACCAUUGUGCAGGAUUGGUUCUGUGGGAGAAGAGUGUGAGGCAUCCAGGAAUGAAACUGUCAGAGAAGGAGGCCACAAAUGCACACCACCUUGGUACCAAUUUAAACAGCCAUGACUUCCCCUCCCCCCACAAAUCCUGGGAACUGUAGCUUGUCACAGGUGCCGAGGGUUGUUAGGAAACACCCUAUUCCCCUCACAGAGCUACAAUUCCCAGAGCGGUUUAACAAUUAAUCCCUCUUCAGGAGGAAAUCUGGGAAUUGUAGUUCUGUGAGGGGAACGGCUCUCAGCACAAAUGACAACUCCCAGAAUUCUUUGGGGGAAGCCAUUGCUGUUUACAGUAGUGUCUUAGUUGGGUGAAAGUGCGGCCUGAGUUUUAUUGAGGCUCAACUCCAUGUGAACAGUGCCUGUGUUUAAAUCUAGGCCCGAUUUAGUCACACUUGAAAUGGGGGAGCGGGGGCUGGUUUUCUGAGGCAUGAGGUCUGGGGAGGGGGGGCGUUUCAAAGCUGUUGAGAAACCUUCUACCUCAGGAAUGCAUCUUCCCUUCUCACAGUCUCUUUCCUGAAGUCACUUCUCCCCACUUCUGGGCAACAACCAUGGAAGUAAGCUCAGGAGAGAGAAAAGUGUCUGUGGCGAGAUGCUAUGAGGAGAUAUGUGGCAGAUUGGGGGCGGGUAAGGAUUCAGCUCCCCUCGUCCACAUAUCGCUUUGCUCUAGAAAAUGGCUGCACCCCUGCUUUAUACAUGAUUGGGACAGACCACUGUUUAAACCAUUUUUGUCUUGAGUCAUUUGAGCCUGGUGGAGAGUGGUCUGAGUUAAAAAAAAAAAAAGCACCAAGGAAAACCCCCAAACCAUAACACAGAGCUAAGGUGAGGCAAACUAGGAAGAGACCACACAGUCUCGUAAGACGCAGGCUCUGUUCUGCGGGGGAAAGAAGGUGGCACCUUUAAUGUUUUGCCUAGCUUAAAAACAGAUUAUAUAUUUGUUCCCAGAUGGUUAAAGGUUGCUGGAGAGAACCACUGUUUUCUCUGGUUAUGGAGAUUCGCUUUUCCUGUGCUAUUAGCAUAUCCAAUCAAACAGGUUGUGCAGGUUUUUGGAAAACCUUUCAAAGUCUGUUUGACUGGAGAUGACAGUGAGGCAAAAUAAAUGUGAGUGUGUGUGUCCGACUGAGGUAAAGAUACUUUUUAAUAACGCUUUUAAAAACGUCUGCUUCCAGUGGGCCCUACUGAGAAUUCAAUGAAAUCUCAUUUCUUUGUGUGCAAGUUGUGCAGUAUUUGUGCAUACAUUGCUGUUCCUUUGAUAUGUGCCCGUGAGAGUGGUGUUGUCAUCCCAGGCCUUUUCUGACACUCUGUUCUCUCCUCAGGUUCUGGACUGGACUGGAGUGAAUGUACUACAGCUGCCACUUCUGCCUGAAAGGUCAGUAGUUCUGCAAAGUUUGUUUCUGGGGCGUGUGAGCAGGGGGGGGGGAGGCUAUUGACUCCCCACCCGUAAAGAAAAAUCAACGAGAAAAAGUCACUAAAAACCACGUUUGGAACUCUCUCAUUGUAUUAGUGACAGAUGCAGCGGCAGAACUACGUGUUCCAUGCACAGGCCUUUAUCAAAAGAUGGCUGCUUUUCUUGGGCAAAAGCAGCACUGGGGAGGGGGUGGUUUCGAGCAGAGAAGCAGCUGAGUGUGCCUUAUGUGCCGAAUCCUUUCUCUCGGCUGCUACUUCUCCACUCCAAAUUGCUCCGCUCCAAGCCAGCCCUGUGCACCUCCGGUGCCAAAAACGUGCAUGCUCUCUGCAGGGGCUGAGGGUGUGUGUGUGAUUUGGAGCCACAGGCAGGGAAGGGAUUAAGCACACCCCUGCCACUUCUCUGCUCAAAAAUUGCCAUCCAAACAGUUAGUUGUCAGACUCUUGUUACCCACGUAUGCAUGCAGUGUGAAGCUACGCUGUAAAUAUCACUAAUGCAGGGUAGAAUACGGAAGGAAAAGCACGUGUGGCCAACGUAGGCUUUUCUUCAAGGUAUGCACCAAUUUGAGCGUAAGCUGGUUCCAGGGUCUUUCUUUCUCCCUUGGGAACUGUACUGUGAGGGGAACUAGGAAAUUCCAAGGAAGAACUGCCAACCCCAUCACCAUAUCACAAUUCCCAGGAUUCUGUGGGAGUAGCCAUAACAAAGGGACUUUUUCAAAACCAAAAUUUGUAGUGUAGAUACACCGGACAUUUUAUGUAUGGAAAUAUCACUGGAGUGUGAAUGAAGGAGGCCAUCCUACUGAAAUAAAUACAGAGGCAGGUGCUCCAACUUUCUGAGGCUAACCCUGACCCCAAAAGCCUAACUGGAUGAUCAGCGAUUGGAUUUCCUGACAUAAUUUUCUUCUUCUAAGAGCAGCCACUUGGGGGUCUUGAUUCAGUGUAGAACUACAGGAGUAUGGCCCUUUAACCCUUUCUCCUUGCACUUCUACCCAGAUUCAAAUUGCAUUCCUGCCCCUGCCCCUACCCCUAUCCCAAGAGUAGCUAUUAGCCAUGUAGGAGGUAUAAUAUAGGUACUUUCCUGCCCCCCCCCCUGCAGCUAAUAGCAGUAGGUGUGUGCAUGAGGUUUUCAUUGGUGAAAUCAGCACCUGGCAUGCAGAGGGUUAAUUCCCUUUCCGUUGUUCUGCAGCCCCAACUGACUUUUCCCACAGCUGCUACUUACCUGGAAAGGAAAAAGGUGCUGAGAGAUGCAUUAAUGCCACUCCAAUAUCAUGUCUAGUUGGGGUCUAAACUAUUAGCAAGAUAAGCAGACAGAGGUAUUUUGCUUUUAGGAUAGGGAUAGCUUCAGCACCCAGAUUUCUAAAUUUUCUGAGGGAAAUUAAUGCUUUGAUUUUAGGGCACACAGCUAGGAAACCAAAAUAACCAAAAUAUGUAUGGGUGGGCAAGCCUUGACUAAGUGCCUUGUGGGUAGACUCUGUCCUUGCUGCUCACCGACUGUUCGUGUGACCCUUAGAGGAAUCCCACUGUCUCUUUUUUGAUUCCAUCUCACUUUCUGGGCAAGCUGAUGGGCAGGGAUGGUUCAUGGGCAUCACUGUGAGUUCUGGCUGAAGAUGGGGACAUGCUUAGUGACAUCUGGCAGUCUUGCCUGCAUUCUUCCAAGGGAUCUUAACCUGUGUCCUGUGUCAGGAACAGAGCAUAUUGUAGGUGGCAGGACCGUUAUAUUAUUUUAAGCACAUACAAUGAAGUCUGGAGAAGUCUUGGCUAUUUGAUUGGCCAGGCAUGUGAAAUUUUGAUGCUGUCGGUAUCUAUCUGUGGGUGCCUUGGCUGGCACUGGAGAAGUUGCUAUGUCUGUAAAAUGGGAAUUAUAAUACUUAACCUUGCAGGGUUAUGAACUUGGGAAGAUGAAAGAGCUAAAGGGGUAGGGUCCAAAUAUAUGCAUGCAGGAGAUGGACCCCACACACAGGUAGUGUUUUACUUGCUGUUUUUGCUGACAAUGGGAGAAGCCUCUUUUAAAAAAGUGAACAGUGGCUUGAUAUUUCACUGGUGAGAGCUGCUGCAGUGCUGGCAUUUCCCCUCUUCCUGAACAUACCUGCCCCUUCUUCGCUUGCUGGCCAGAAACUGUAAGGAACAUAAGUGCCAAAUACAUCAUCAUACAAAAAAAAUACUGCUAUGUUUGAUUCUGUGACAUGGGAUUUUAUUCAUACAUUUUCACUAUUGCCUGCUGCUAAUAGUUCAAGUUAGAGGAGCAGGGAUCAAGAACAGAUCUUUGUACAAUCAGGCCAAAUGUCUACAUUUUCUACAAAGUGGCAAGGAAAAUGGAUUUGGCCUCUGUUUUCUUCCAAUCCAGGGCUGGAGGGACUAGGUGAAGCAUACCUAUGAAUGUGAUUCUGGUGUGCAUGUUGUCUUUUCUUCUUAACAAGGCCCACUGAAUCCACAAUACUGUACUUUGAAAUAAGUGACAGUCUCCGAUUACUUAUUUUUCAGGGUGGGUUGAAAUUGGCUUUAUUGUUUCGUUGAACAUUUUUUUAAUGUGUAAAGCAUCAAACCGUACAAUUUCUGAUGAUGUUAAAAGGCACAGGUUACUGCAGUGGAAUUUCGGUGGAAAAAUUCAGGAUGACACCUUUCCCCAAAAGUCAUAAAGGAUCACUCUAAAAAAACCAAGCUGAUCUCAUUGCCCAUGUGUGGGAUAAAGCAAAGUUGAACAUGGAGGCCCGGCCCCCUAUUGAUGAAGGCUUACCCCAAAUAUUUUCUCUUCCAUGUCUGACGUGAGAAAACUCCUCUGUAUAUUUACUAGUUUCCCACUACAGCAAUCUUUUUGCAAAUAUCACAUCCACUUUCCUACCUUCCCUUUUUUAGGAACUGGGGAAUGAGGGUAAAACGCUUUGCAGGUAUCUCCCUAUCCCGUAAAAGAAGAUAGAAUGGAAGACAGCCAAAGAAUGAUGGCCCCCCCCAUUCAUUGACGAUAUCCCAGCGAGAGUUCCGCAGCAACAAAGAAAUCCCAUCUUCCAUUCUUUUUGUUCCUUUUAUUUCCUCUUUUAAUUGUAUGUUACUUUCUGUAGGAGGAGAACUAUUUCUGAUUAAAUCUCAAUCUCUCUUUCUCUCUCUUUAAAUUAUCACCUCCUCCAAACCUCUUUCUAGAUUUCCCCACUAUUGCCUCCAAAUUAGCAAAUUGCAUUUUAAAAAGAUAAAAUGAACCAACCAAAUCUUAAUAAGAUUUGGAAUGAAAAACUGGAAAAGAGUGUUCAUUCCAGAUUUCUUGGUAAUUUUUCAGAGGGUCCAUUAAUUGCUCUAUUAGAUCACUUAUUGAAUUUUUCUUCCAAAUCUUUAUUUCUUUUGUAUUGAGCUUGUAAGCCACGGCAUCAUAGUCCUUUAGAUCCUUCCAUUUCUUUGAAGGUAGGCCCAGGUUGUAGUGAGGAUGCUAAGUUGUACAGGAGGAAAGGCUGAAAUUGCACAUCUUUUUACAAUAAACAUUUAAAUGGUAAACAAAUAUGAUACGGUAGGGGUAUAAAGAGAUUUCUUGUUUCCCAGUUUUUAAUUCUAAAUGAAGACAGGAAGUAUCUUAAUACAUGCAAAAGACAUACUGUAUCUAACUCUAGAACUGCAAAGUAACAUCUUGUACAUUGCAGGAUAGCAAUAAUGUUUUCUAAAUAAUAUUUAAUAGAGAAUGGCUUCUCUCUCUCUCUCUCUCUCUUAUUUCAAUUAACCUUUUGUACACGUAAUCUGCAUGGUUGAAGUGACCAAAGAGUGUGUAUGCAUGUUUAGUGAUGAUUCUUAUCCAUCUAAGUUGUUGGUGCUACUUGCUCUGGAUUAAUCAGUUCACAGAAAAAGGAUAUACAAGUUUAACCAAUCCAGCAAGAAGUAUCCAUACAUAAUGCAGGUUCAUCUUCUGGAUCAGGAUCUGUUUACGCUGCAAAAUUGCUACAUGAGCAGAUCUUUUGUUUGGAUGCCAGCACCCAGCUAUACAUACAGUUCCAGAUAUUGGAUUGGGAAUCAUGCAUGCAGUUCCCAGCGCUUCAUUGCUGAUUGGAUCCGCAUUAGCACUGUGUGGUGUGGAUAGGAUAUUCCUUCCCAUCCAUCUUGUGUGAUGCAGAUGGAAAUGCAGAAUGCCCACCCCUUACUUGGAGUCUGCACGUAGUUAUUACCUGCAUGCUAAUUAAUUGCGUGCCAUUAUAUUUGAAGUUUGAAUGCACAAAUAACAAUGUAAAAGCUGGAUUAUUUAAGAAAAAGCAAACAGGUGUAUGCACACAUCUAUAUGAUCUGUCUACAGAGAGAAAUUAAGGCCCACAUCCAUAGAACGGCACAACUGGAUCCUCUUACCCAAGGAAGUUUGGCAUGCUAGAAAGAAGUCAUUUUUGAAACUAAAUAGUUCGUAAUAUGACACGGAGGAGAAAAUUUUGCUGUUUCAAGAAAUAAAUACUGUAGUCCAGAAUCCAAGCAGGGACCCACCCACAAGCCAUUGAGCUCAACUCUUCGGAUGCUGGCUUAUAGGGAUAAAACCUUCCUCUGUUUACUCAUUAUUCCAUACACUUUUCUGUUCCACGUCUCCUUGUUUAAACCUCUUACUCCAAGCAUCAGUUCUGUUGUAGAAAGGUGGAAACAAUGGAAACAAUAAAUAAACAAAACAAUAAAUACUUUUGCCAGCAAUUAAAUUUGAGAUUAGCGAUGUAUUUAGGAUGAAUAUUUUUUAUUUCCACCCCAUCCAAUUCCCAUCGGUUUAGAGUAGUUACAAUAUAAAAAUAAAUCACAUUGAAACAAUCCUUCUAAUGCCCAGUAGAGUAGAUACUGGUGCAGAAAGGGUGGAGACUGGAAAUGGCAUAUCCAUGCUGCACAUUUUAAAAGAGCAGUGUGUUUCUUUUAGUUUGUUUGGGAUGAAAUAGAAGAGGGGGCAAUACCUCAUUGGACCAGCAGUUAUAAGGGCAUUUUCGCAGGUGCUGCUAAGAACUCCCUUUCAUCUACAAAGCAAUACUUUUAAGCGUUGUUAAAUGCAGAUUAGAACGUGGAAAGGAGUAAUUUUCAAGGUAGCCUGUUCAGGAUUUACAUUUGGUGGGCAAUUCCAAUGCAGGCAGCUCUCCUGGAAACGAACCAAGUCCUCCUGUUAGGUGACUGCCUUGUUUCUUUGGAUGGGUGGAUUUGUGAUUAACUCAGCUCCUCUUUCCUACGGUGGUUUAUUAUUAGCAUCUACAGACCUUCCUUUUCCCUUUGAAGGCUGAAAUGGGGUGCACAUGUACCCUCUUCCCAGCUUCACUCCAGAAAGAGAAUUUCUUCAGGUGAGAUCAAACACUAUCCAAAAACAGCCAUCAUCCCCAGUUUGGCUUUUGUUAUUAUUUUGGAAAAUGUCUACUGUAAUAGUCUUGGUUGGUUGGUUCGUUUGUGUGUGUGUGUAUGUGUGUAUGUGUACAUUCCAUCUUCUGUGACCUAGAGACAGGGAGAAAAGGAGAGAGAGAGAGAGAGAACAUAUUAACACCCCCACUUUAAGGCUAGCGGCAGUUAAUUUCUGACCUCAGCACUGUGGUACUGAAUCAAAUAAUUGCACUCUUUCUAUCCCACCAACUCUUAUUUUUUCCUCUUCUUUCUCUCUCUCCCCCCUCUCUCUCCUUCCCUCUCUACCCCAUGCAUAUUCAUCUAUUUGCCCCUCCAUCAAUCUGAUAUCUAUCUAUAUUACACCAUAUAUACCCCUCUCCUCUCUCCUUCUGCCUCUCACUAAUAUAUUUCCAUCCCAUUCUCUGUCCAUCCCUUUCUCCGUCUCUCUCUCCCCCUCCCUUUCAUAUAUUGUCUGUCUGUCUAUCUUCCACUCCGCGCUCUCUCCCCACACAUUUCUAUCUUUGCAUCCAUCCUCUAUCUACUUUCUCUCCAUGUUUCCAGGGCUGUUGGAAAAAAAAAAGGGGGGGGAAUCAAAUGAUACAUGAAAAGAGAGUUCAAUGGGACACAGAUAAUGGUAUCUGCUGUUGAUCUCCUUUUGGACCACUUGUUUGAAAUGCAGUUGAACAGGACUUGCAAGAUCAUAAUAGAGUAAUAAGGGAUAUGUGCAUGGUGGUGGGGAGAAGAAUCCAACUGCACCCAGAGAGUAAAUGGGAAAAAAGAAAUAUCCUGCGAUAUUGGGGCAGGACUCAAGUUUUGGGGUUUGGCUGGCUCUAGCUGUGACUCACAGCUCAUCCACACAACAGUUUCUCCAAGGGCUGAUUUGAUGCAGAAACACCAAACUGGAAGUAUGGCGGAUGGGGUUCAGUGAGGGUUAGUAGUAGCAGGAGAAAGAGGUACCAACUAGCCUGUAGCAUCCCUCCACUCCAGAGGGUUGAAGUCGCUUCGGAAAAGCGGUCCUCUAGUUAGACAGGUCUGGCAGGGCUUUCCCCCCAGCCUUGUUGCAAAAUCCUACCAAACCCCUUUGGAGCGUGGCAGCAGGGUGGGUGCAGGAGAAAUUUGUGUGUCGAUGACAGGCGACGAAGCCUUUAGCGAUCCAUGUUGGUGAACUCCCUUUUGAAACUAUUGUCUGUCUCAAAUCUUGCCAUCCUGCCAGUUCCGAGGAAGCAGCGCUGGCUGGGGUUGAGACCCCAACUGCAGCUUACACAGACCUGACACUGUUGGGGGAAGGCAGUUGGGGGAAAAUAAGGAAACCAACAUCGUCUAGAGAAGCAACAUCUGAAUGCAUGUGCAUUUUUAAAAAAAUGUGCCAAUUCCUUCAAUGGGUGAUAAAGCCUGGGUGGGGAGAGAAGCACGGUGUGAUCCUGAGCCAGGAACCAAAGUGAUCACAGAAGAGGUCGCUUUCUCACACACGUCCCUCCCCAAAGCCUUAUAGAGAGAGACUAGGGGAUGAACGGACAGGUGCCUCUGCUUUCCCCCUUGAAGGAAAGUAAAAGAAAGUGAGUCUCCUGGAGAGAAGUCAAAGAGUUAUUACAGAAACUCUCUUGGCCUCAUUAUAUAUCCCAUGGGCUAUUUUUUGGGGGUGGGGAAGGUCACCCCUUUAUUAUUACAGUGCCUAGUAGUAAUUAUCUGUGUAAAUCUCUCUUCUUCUAAUAAUAAACCUGGAAGGGGCUGUGAGCGCUGAGUGCCUGGUUUGGGGCCACACACACACACACACACACAUUAAUUUAAAUAAGGGGAUGGAGGAGCCUUAUGAAGCUGAUUAAGGGGUUUAUUUUUAGCCCUGAAAAAAGAGGGAUAGUAGAAGUGUCAGGUGUAGGGUGUGUGUUAAUUUUUUUUUUUUAGAAAGAAGGCAAGCGAAGGAAGAUUAUUUGCUUGAGGGGGGGUGUCAAUAAUUCAUCCAUACUCUCUUUCCCCUCCCCCCCUUUCAACACCCACACUAAGCUUGUACCUAAGGAAUAAUUGCUUUUGUCUGGGUGGACUGUAUUUGUGCAAAGAGUGAAGAAGGAAGGGGGGGGAGAUGUUGGUAGCGGAGCCCCCCGCGGGGGGGAUUGCGAGGGACGGCAAGUCGCUGGCUCGGAUGUCAUUUGUCAAAGCGGGGUGGUUGGAAGGAGAGAGGGGAGGUAGAAGCAAGGGGGGGGGGAGAUAACGGGGAAGACAAUAAAGUGGGAAUCGUAGGCUGUGUGUGUGUGUGUGUGAUGGAAAAGGGGGGCGAGGUGAAGUGGGGGGGAGAGAAAGAUUCGGACGGAGCUAAGGGACCCCCGUUGAUCUAGUGAAAAGGGGCAACACACACACACACAGGCACUGUCGGGGGGGCACGCAGUGUUUUACACACACACACACACUUGCACGCACUCGCACCCCCUUUUCCUUUUCUGCAAAAGCCUUAAAACGAUGCACACUGUCCGGCUGUAGUGCCCAAACCUCACACGUCCUUGCAGCACGGACAAACACACACGCACUUGCCCGUGCACACACCCAUGCACGCACGUGUGUAAGUGCAGAAAGCGGAGCAGUGUGUGUCGAGGGGGGGGGAGAGAGAGAGAGAAGAGAGAGAUUUCCACUCCCCCCCCCACCCUGGGUUGAUUGUCAUCCUCGGUCGAUCGUCACCUGUCCAGCGUGUGUGUGUAUGUGUCCCCCCCCCCACUUCGCCCGCCUGCCACCCCUUUCUCUCCACUCACCCACCCACCCUUUUAUAUAUAUAUUUAUAUUUUUUUCCCUCCGUGGGGUUAUGCGGAGUGUCACUCACAGGUCCCCGACAUGUUCAUCCCACUGCCGGUCCCCUUGGUCUUCCAAAGAUCCGCCGGCCCGGAGAACGGAUGGCGCCUCAAGUCGCCGCUCGCCCUGCGCUCUGCAAACGGUAAGAAGAAGGGGGUGUAGGGGGCGGAAAGAGAAAGAAAGCAGCCGGCAAGUCAGCAAGGAACAUAAUGGGGAAAAGGAAGGGAAAGGGGAAAAGAAAAAGACGAGAGAGAGAGAGAAUGAGAGAGAUGCCACCAACUCUUGCAGGCGAGAAGAGAGAGAGAGAGAAAGAGGGGGAAAGGAGGGGAGAAAAAGGGGAAAGAGGGAGAGGAAGAAAGCGGAGAUGGGCGAGCGGGGUUUUUAUUCAUGCGGUAUUGAUCCGGAGUGUCACUGCUCCGUAUCGAACCUCCGGCGCCGGCAUCCUGCGGUCGAUAGACGGAGGGGGUGGGGGUCGGUGGGGGUGGGUGGUAAGCAGGGAAAAGAAGCCAAAGGCAGCCGCCGAAACCAACAGCACGCAGACGCCGGUGGAAGAAGACUGGGCAAAAAAGAGAAAAAAGAAAGGGGGAGAAAAAGAAAAGAAAAGAGAGAUCCCCCCCACACUUUCACUUUUGCUGGCUGGGGGGGGGGGACCGGUGAAGCCUUUGCUCCCACCCCAACCAUCAAGUUAUUUUUAUUAUAUUGCUAUUAUUUCCCUAUGAGGUUCUUCCUCUGUUCGGUAUAUGGGAAACACCAAGUAAGGUUUAGGGCUAGGCAGGUGGUGGGCUGGUGGGGGAGGAUUUUUCUAGCCCAGAGAGAAUUAGGGGGUGGGGGUGGGCAGAAAGCACCUGUGAGAUCCAGUCUGGGAAGGUGCCCCCAAAUAACCCCACCUGCCUCUUCUCCAAUGCCAGCCAGUUCUGUCAAAUUGUUCGCAGCCUCCCAUAAGUACCCCUUUUCAUCAAUUGUCCCCCAAGAAUAUCCUGUUCGAGUUUCAGGUGCAACCCCGAUAAAUGGUUACUCUAGUGCAAUCAUGCCAAACACCCCACCAAUAUUUUCUGGUUUUAUGCUUCAGAUCCUCCCUCCAAAUCUUACCCACAUCUAGUCAAAUGCUUCUAACAAUAAGCUCCUGUUGAAGUUUGACUAGUUCCCCCCACCCCAUGUCUGCUUAUGCCCACCCUCCUCCACCCACCAAUUCUGCGAGUUAAAUUCUGGAAUUGUGAAUAGUUCAGAUUCUCUGUCUUCCUUGAGAUGGGGUGCUUCAGAUGGGAAAUGAAACAGGACCGUUGCCUUGUGUUUAAGGGGGAUUUAUGUCCCCCCUAACACCCCACAGCAUUUGGGGUCUGUUUUGUGGCUCACUGCUCCCCUCUUCCGAUUUUAGACAUUUCCUCUGUAUUCUAGUUACUGUUUGUUGUCAGCGUAAGAUGUAUAGCUCCUCUGGCCCCCCUGUGUCAAGCUAUUUCAUUCUGCUAUGCUCCCCCCCAUCUACACACCUCACUAUUAUGUCUGGGCGCAUCUUAAAAAUAGACUUUUGGAUUGCACCUCUCGACCAUUAGACUAUGGACGGUGAACUCAAAUGAUAAGUGGGGAUGUGUUCCUUUGAAGUGGUGGGCCUUCAGAACAGGGGAGAGGGGGGUGCAUGGUGGUCUAGUAGUUAGAGAAGGGAGGUAGGGGAGGGCUGUCUUCAGAGCUGGGGCUCCCGAGGUCUAUGAAGGGCUUUUCUAGGUGACCUUGGGGAAAAAUUCUCUUCUGCCUCCUAAAAUUAUGAGGCAGUGGAUUAUAUGGAAUGUGCUGGGUAAGAAUCUGGGUAAGAACUGGGACAGCGGUGAUAUUUUUGGGGUGGGAUGUGGAUGCUUAUUAAUGAACAAAUUAGCAAUAACCGCUGACUGGUAGAUCUCCUUCUUCCCCUUCCCCUCCCGCUCCCCACCUCAUGGGAGAGAACCCAGGCGUCCUGAUGACUGAUUUCCCCUACUCUAACCAACUAUACUCUGGGAGAGCUUCCUUUCCUUGGUAGACCUGACAGCUGGAGAUUUAGGAGUAUCAGGGAUAGAGAAGGAUCAGGGCAUGAAGAGAAAUGUGGGCAUUGGUGCAUUAGUGGGUAGGGAGAGAAGCAACCCCUGAGAAAGGGUAAAGGCAAGAACGGGGCGACCCAAAGGGAGGGGGGGAACGACAGGAGGCAGUUUUAUAAUCUGUUCCUGACACGUUCUAUGGCUGGCGGGUGGGUGGUGGGGGUUCAGAGAAGUGGCUUUGCAGAGCUGGCCCUGCAUGCACACCCCUCCCCCCCUGCUCUGCUGCAGCCAGCGCGGUGUGGAAAUUGUAUUGGUGUCAAGCCCAGUCCGUGCUAAUGAACCCGGAGAUCUGGGAAGCGAAGCUUGUUCAGAGGCAGAAAUCGAUUUUCCAGCCUGUAGUAACUGCCCCCACCUCCACCCUCUCAUGCUCCUUCCUUCCCUCUCUUUCUCUCUCUCUCUCUCUGGUCAGAGAAGUCAGUGUGUUUGGUGUGUGUCCAUCCUUCCAUCCUUGGCGCCUUCCCCAUCUAGGUCUGGAUGUGGGGUGUCGUGGGAUGGCACAAAGCCAGCCAAAGUUCUUUUCGUGGUGGGUGUGGAACCUGGAUGGCUGUGCACGAGGGGGAAAUGCGCAUUGUGGACCUUGUCUUGGCAUGUUACAUUUGUGUUGUGCACUGGCAAAAUAAUCAUAAAAUAAAACUCCAUGGGGCAGCCAUCAAGGUUUUAGGUACUAAGAUCAAUUCGGGGGAACUUAACGUUAUUGGAAAUCAGUUUUCCUUUUCUUUUCUGGGCCUGAUAAUAUAUACUUGGUCAGCUGAGUGGGAGGCAGAGGCCCAGAUGGUUGGACAAGCGUCCCGUGGCUGUAGGAUAGUUACACCAUGCCCUCCUGCAUGCAAUGUGUGAGUGUGUUUUUUUGCAGGAGUGUUUGCCACUGGUAUCUCUACACAAGGUUGUGCCUCCUUAGUGUCUUGUGGUCUGUUUACAGUGACACGUACAUCCAGUUCAUGUUUUUGCCUGUGAUUUAGGCUGUGAUCUAGGCUGCUUUUGCAUUUUUAGAAUUACCUUGCUCCAUGUCAAAUAAAAAAACCAAUGGUAGAUAGAACAUGCAUUUCAAAUUGUGAUGUCUCUAUUCAAAAAAAAAAUACAUUUUGAAAAAGAUUUUUUAUAAAGGUUUAGGAACAUGCCUUUUUAGUGUGUUGCUUCUAGUUUUUAAUGUUGUCUUUGGAAACUUUAAAGAUCCAUGUAGGUAAUACCUUCAUUUCACCAGUUUUGGUGAUAGCACAAGGUUGCAAGCUUUUGAGCUAGUCAGAGCUGUUCUUCAGACAGUAGGCACCAGUCUUUGUAAUAUUAAGUGCCAGAAAGAUGAGAAAGAAUUUGGCAGUGAUGAAGGUUGCUAUGGUUUUAUUUAAACUCCCCAGAUGUGAUAUCCAGUGUUUGUCAUACACAGAGUAGACCCAGUGAAAUCAGUGGACUUAAGUAUAUUAGACGAGUCUUUCUGGAUCAGACCAAAGACCCAAAUAAACCAUUACCCUGUUCGCAUGGUAGCCAGCCAGAAGCCUAUGGGAAGCCUGCAAGCCCAACAGCACUUUUUUCAACUAUGCUCCCCAGCAACUGGUAUUCAGAGGCAUACCACUUCUGAUUCUGGUUGUAGUACACAGCCACCGUGACUAGUAGCCAUUGAUAGCCUUAUUCUCCAUGAAUUCAUCUAAACUUUUUUUAAAAGCCAUGCAAGUUGGCUGUUACACUAGGAAACUCCAUCGUUGAACCAUGUGAAUAAAUGUGAAGAAAUAUUUCCUUUUGUCUGUCCUGAAUGCCAAGUCCAAUCAUUUCAAUCAUUUCUGCUUUGACUAUGACUUGGAUAUCACCCAGCGCAGGAUGGCAGAAUUCGGAAAGGCACUGUAACUCAAUAGGCAAGCCACCCCCAAGCUGACCCUGAGCCUCCACAGUGUAUUUCGGAUUCCGUUUCAGACUUGAGCAUCCAUUCCUAUUGAUGGCUUUUGGGAUUUGUUUCAAACCCAUGGAGAACUUCAGCUUUGAAUCUUUCAUUUGGCUAAACUUUGAUUCGGGCUACAUUGCUUUGGUAGCUGGGAGCUCGUUUAGUUUGCUUUGUGGGCUGAUUAAAAUCAAAGCAGGCACCUGUCAAAAAAUCUGAGCACAAGUUAUAUACUGAAUUCCCAUAUACCCAGUUGACACUGGCAAGUAAUACAUUUGCUAAUAGCAAACUAGGCCCUCAAUGAGUGUGGAUUUCAAGGACAAAGUUUCUGAAAGGAAGGAAAAAUUCCAUGAAUGUGCAUUAUUUUGGACUGAAAUUUAUUAUUUUAUAAUAUAGCACACCAUAAAGUGCUAUGCAAUCUCUACUUUAUUGCCUAAGUACUUUAGAGGUUGCUCUUAUUUCCAUUUCAUAUAUUGAGAACCUAAACACCAAAGCGGAUGGACAAUAGCUUGUUUAGGAUGUGCCGAUAGCAGUCGAUGCAUGUAGCCAUUUUCAUUGUAAGGAGUGCAUUGUGAAACCACCAAACAUUUGACUUUUUUUGACGUGAUGAGAGGCCUUGUAUGAAUGCUCUGAUAUGUAUCCGUUCAAACCAGAUAUAUAGCUAUUUGUUUGACCAGAAGCUGGUCAGCUGAGUAGACCAGGCAUAGGCAAACUCCGGCCCUCCAGAUGUUUGGGACUACAAUUCCCAUCAUCCCGGAGCACUGGUCCUGUUAGCUAGGGAUGAUAGAAAUUGUAGUCCCAAACAUCUGGAGGGCCGGAGUUUGCCUAUGCCUGGAGUAGACCAUUCACAUCACAGGAAUUUCAUGGCAUCUUCCUCAUGGUGAUUUUGACAUGCCAUUUUGCCCAAGAAGUCUGUGGUUGAGGUGAGUGCAAAACUCAGGUCAGCUAUACCCACAGUUUGGUUCUCGUGGACAUUGUAUGUUUGCAAGUGCUUUAUUUUUACCCAUGCACAACUGAUGGUAAUAGCUUAUGGUACAUGCCUUUAUGAUGUGUGUAUGGAUGUCUGCUGUCAGAUAACUGGGUUAAAAGAGAAAGGAUAGGCAAACAGAUGGAGGAGACACUAACGUCUGUACUCAGGGGGUGCAACUGCUUAAACUUGUCAAAAAAAGGCAUGGCUAUAUACGAUACCUAAAUCUCCUUCUUCUUCCGCGUGGGCAGAUCUUUCCCUCUAGGCUUGGUAGCUUUGCUUAGAAGCCCUUGCAAAUGGUCCUCUCUUAGAAGUGGGAUAUUUGGUGAGAUGGGACAGUCAAACUGAUGUGGUAUGGUGGGGAUUCUGUGUGGGGUUAUGUAUGCAGGCAAGUGAUGGCCAUGGCACUGGGAUUGAUAGUGUCUUCGCACUCCUAUGGUAUCCGGGGCUGAAUCGCCAUGUCAUUUCCAACACCUCUCGAUCCAGUUGUGCUCAGAUCCUGGGCGGAGUAGCUUCUUCUUACGGCACGGGCAGACAGGGAUGUGCCCCUUGCUGGGUUGUGCCCUAGCUGAUCCCAGACAAUAUGGACUCAUAAGGAGCCUGGGCAAGGGGGAUGGGAGAUGAUUAGUGCAUGUGGGGGUAUUUCUAUACAGUGGCUGCAGGAGGGCCGGCUUGUCUUUGCAAAGCUCCGGUCCUCUUCCCCCCUCCCCCCCGCCUCCCUUUGCUGCCUCCUCCCCUCCUUUCUCCUCUCUUCGCCUCUGCUUUUUCCCUUAAAUAAUAAUCAUAAAAAGGUCAGCGGCAGGAGAGCUGCACACCCUGAUUGGCCGAGCUCUGGGCCCUUUGUUCCAGCCGAGCCUCCGGGCACAGCCACGCGCCAGGGUCAGCAGGAUUGGGGGGGGGGAGGAGGACAGGCCUCCCAAGGGACUGGCCAUUGGUGAUGGGAGGGGGGGUCAGUGCUGAGGCUCAUGUGUGUGUGUCUGUGUGUAUGAAGGGGGGGGGGAGAGAUGAGGGCAGGGUGAAAAACCUUCUCUUGCAGAGACAGCUUUUCCACCCUCCCCGACCCCUUAGCCUCUGCCUGCCUCUUUUCCUCUCUUCCUCUUGCUGUCUCUGUCCACCUUCCUCCAUCCAGAUCUCUUUUUGUCUUUUCCUCCUGGAGAAGAUCUCUGCGUGAGGUGGGUGCACCUUGAAGUCGCCCACACAUAUAUGUGUCAACCUGGUGUCACUAAAAAUUGUGCCGGCUUUGGGAUGUAGGCCAGUGUUGCAGAGGGUGCACCUGUUUCCCCCACUUCUACAAUCCCCAUGCACACCUUACACAGUUUUCACAACCCAUUGGUAAUAUCCUGCCCUCCUGGACUGUGUAAAGUGCCCUACUCAUCUCUAACGCCUCCACACUAUGUCUCCCAUUUCAUCUGCCUUCCUUAUUGUACAAGCCUUUCCACUCUCCUUGUCCCCAGAUCUUUCCCUUGUUCUUUUUUGCCCGAACGUGCAACCCUGCCAGCUGCAUCAGUUUCUCAUCUCUUGAGUUCUUUCCUCUUCAUUCCAAAUAUUUUGGCUUUCAUGCUUUUCUCUCCCCUUACCCUGGAAUUGUUUCAGCUUGUUUCCCCUCACUCCUGUGCUGCUACAAAUAAAGGUUUCUGGAGACCCUUAUAUUUAAGGGGCGACACCUAUUUCAGAACAGAUGCAGCACCACAGAAAACACCCACACCUAGCCCCAAAGUGUGCCAGGUUGUUGACAUUUUGUGUGGAAGCUGCCAAGUUGACUGAGCAAGCGAGAGACGACAAUGCAGUGGCUGCAAGUUGCUUCAGGGUGAUGGCUCACCCAGGAAAUCACCAGGAGCAGAUAUUUGCCUGCACCAAUACUUUCUCCUACUUUGAAUCUUCCCUACUACCUUGUGCCUUGCUGACACCACACCUUUCCCAGAGUCAGGAACCCUCUCUGAUCUCCGCAUCUGCUUGCAUUUCCCAUCCUGCUACUUCUUCCAAUUUUCUGCAGUCCUCCUUUCUGUUCAGCCUGGUGGGUCUCCUUCACCAGUUCUUGCAAUUUUCACGUUCCAAAACUCUCCCUGUAGCCCCCUUUUUCUGUUCUUUUUCUCUCUUCAGCCCUGUCACAGGCUGGACACAGGGGAUGUUAAUUCUGAUAGCUAAGGUAAAAUGGCUGCUGUACUGAUGUGAACAACAGUGGGCAUGAGAGCUGUCACUAGGCUGGUGUGUGUACUAGUGGCAGUGAGAGCAGCAUAUGGAUAAGCACAUUGAGCAGCUACUGGGUUAGCCAGCUUGAGACUGAUACCCAUACCCUGGUUUUAGACAAACUCGUGGUUGGUUUGUUUUUCAACCAGCGUAUUCUGAAAUAUGUCGUUGAUGCAAUAACAGUGCAUUAGUGGUGGAUUUACAAAGGACCAUCCACACAUUGUUCCUCUUUAUUGAGUGUUCUGUGAUACUUCCUCAAUGCUGCUGCAUUGCUACUACCUGGAGGGGCUAUAGUGCACAAAAGUGGGACAACCCCCACCCCAAACCUUAGAAAAUUUGUGCUAUAAAAAGUUAUAGGAUUUCAGUGGUAUAUUACAGCAGGACAUGCACUGAUUGGAAACGAAGCAGUAAGGCCAUCACAAAACUCUUGCAGGUGCAAACAGUAUUGAAAUCAUGUGUAACUGCCCUGAUACCAUCAUGUGCCCGAAUGGUGUCCUGUGGGGCCUUUUGUCUCUUAGGUUCACUCCCCUCCCUGAAAUGUAUUAUAGGGGAUAAAAAUAGUGGCCCGUCUUAUAAGUGUGUUUUGAGAAAAAGUUGCAAAACUGUACCCAAAUGCAGUGCUUUCCUUUCCUCCAUAGCAGUGAAUGGCUGCUUGUAUAGUCUAUCCUAUAGAACUUGAUGCAAAUGUGUCUUAAUGGUGGGAUUCAUGUAGAUGCAUAUUGCCUGAAUCAUUUACAAAUUGCUGACAUGUGAGAUGAAUUUUGUGGACUUCCAUGAAGCUCAUAGCAUGCUGUGGGGGUGACUUGAUUCACACAGUGAAUCUGUGCAUACAUCCAAUAGAUUUUCUAAAACAAGAAAGGAUCUAACUAUGCUCUAGACUAGAGCAAAGGUGGGCAGAAAUUAGUUCGGGAUCUUCUGGUAGAUCUUUUGGUGAUUUGCAGUAUAUUAGCAAGAGUUUCUGACUCCCAGUUGUUUUAAGAAUAGCAAUAACUAAAAAGCUUCCCACCUCCUUACCCUAAUUACGUUGCUGAAACAAAAACGAGAGGUGGGUGGGUGGGUAUGACCAGCAGUGGGUUUUCAUGUGAGUGGACUUAUCAGAUUGGUUCAGGUACUGACUGCAAAUUCCUGGACUGAGCAUAUGCUCAGAGACACCCUGCUCCUCAGUUCUUACUGUAUGUCUGCCUACCUGAGCUUCAGUUUUACACCAGGCUCUAGUUGGUGAACUUCAGGUAAAAAGCAAGCAAGCAAGUCUGAGGUCUGCCUACUCCAGCUCUGGAGGAAAUGGAAGGAAUAUGUGACUGCAUGACCACAGAUUGCACGGGAUUCUGUGAGUACAAAAACACAUACAAUCCUUUGUAUAGAUUCUUGCAGAACACGUGUGGCUCCUUGAGCAUUGUGGAAGGGUGGCUGUGCGCUGUAGGCUGAGUCUCUUGGGUUGAGUAUGUGCAUGAAUGGCUAUUGGACAGCCGGUUGCUGAUGCCACUUGCUGCUGGAAAACCAUAUUGAAUGUACAAGGUGCUCUGGUGGAACAGUUGCAGAACAACUGUUGGAUUAUUGCAUGGCUACACGUGCUGGUCUUUAUGGUAGAGUUGGUCAUGUGUGUGUGAAUCGUUGUGGGGUGACUGCAUUCAAGUUUUUGGAAAUACACGGUUUUUAUUUAAUGUGCCUCCAGAUUACCUUAUUGAUGUGGCUAGCGAGUGUUUGCAUUCUCACAGUGUUGGAACCUUUUUUUGCUCCAAACCAUCCUGCACAAACUUACCCAAUCCUGUUAUGUCAGAGUGAAGUCCAUUGUGUAUGAACAGCAGAACAUUUUAGCAGCCUUGAGACGAUGAAGUUCAAGAUCUGCUGUGCCUGUGAGUGCCAGCAUAUGCAGAAACAUGUAGGCUUUAAUUGAAGUGGGCAACUGAAGGAAUAGUUGUUGCACAGAUGGAACCAGCCAGAACAGAAGAAGGCAGACGGAUUUUCUCAGAAAUCGGUGGUUUGCAACUCAAAGGGAGAAAUUUGCAACACAAUUCCUGCUGUGGGUUUGCACAUCACCACCGAGAGUAGGAACAAGUAUGGACUGCUUAGUAGAAUAGAAUUCCUGCAGCAAAUAGUUAAAGGGUUUUCUGUUUUGAUUUCAAGUCAGGGACAGUAUGGUCCAGUAGAUAACAUUGUGAUUGUUAAUUUACUAGGAAGUCAUUAUGACAGGUGGCAUGUGUGUUUGUGUGGAGAGAGGACUUGCAUAUUGCAAGGACUCAUGGGGGGAUAGUAGUGCUUCUCUUUGUAAUGUGUACACACCAUGGGUUCCCUGUUGUUGAAGGCCAGGCCACUCAGAAGCAAGGGGAUAGGGCUUUUUUGCCCUCAACACAGAACUGUCCCCAGGUACAGUACUUUAUUAUCCCCUAUGGGAGUGAAUGGCAGCUGUUCAUGUGUGCUGGAGAAAGCAAGGAGUUGAAUCAAGGCAUAAUAACUGGGAUAGGGGCUAAUUCUGCUCCCUGCUGUUGGGAGGGAGCCAAGCUUGCCUCCAUAGGCAUACCUCCAUCCUGGGUUAGUUAGAUCACUUUUGUUUUUGGCUCCUUCUGCCAUUGGCUCUGGCUCCACCCACCACCAGCAUGUGGGCCCCAACAGAUUACCCCUGAAGGAAUGUGGCCCUUGAGAGAAAAAAAGGUUGAUUUCCCCUUCUUUUGAUCAUCAACUGGCUUUUAUAUCUGCAUGCUUCUCUUCCUCCAGGGGACACGUGGUGGAGGAAAGGUGUGCAUGGUCCCUCUUUGCACAUCUUUUGUCUCCACUCUCACAUCAUGCGCAAAUGCCUCUUUUGCUUGAGCAUCUGUGCACUGUGAGCCAUAGCAGCUUGUCUCAUGAGUGGCGCUGUGAACGUGGAAUAGAUGAAGAUUGGCUUUACUCAUUAAAAGUCACGCAUAAAUGAUGAGUGAAUAUAAUUUCUAUAAUAUCAAGUUGUCCUAUAUCGCAGCGUUGUGACCAAAUGGGAAUGGAGCACUUUGGGGAAUUCAGGUAGUAAGGCAUGUAGUAGUAGUGUAAAUGGUGCACUUAGUCUAAUGGGUCGCUCUGCAGGUGGGCAAAAAGGAACAGCUUUUAUGUUCCAGAACCCCUGUUCUUCUUCAUAUACACUUUCCGCCCAAUCCUAUGCAGAGCCAAAUCCCACUUAGCAGAGUGGAACUGUACUCUCAAAUAAGCAUGCGUAGGGUUGCUGCCUUUGGGUGGAACUCCAUGUUACGAAGCAGACACAGCAUUCUCAUGUUUGCCUGGCAAGGCAAAGGAGGAAAGGAUGUUUGCAGGAGAAAAUCCACGCAUGGGGGCUGCUCAGCACUUCUUGCGCCUGUUGAUUCUCUUCUGCAGAGAUCUCCUGCUGCUUCCAUCCUUUUCCAUCCCUUCAUCCCUUCCCAGUUGGCCUCUGGGAGCCUGGAGGGAAAAUCGACUCAUUUGCAGAGGGGGAAAUCAACAAGUAGAGGAAAAACAACAAAGUAAAGUAGACGCACCCCCUUCUUUACCCACUGAUUCUCCUUAUAAGUGUGUUCCCUGCAUUUGUAUUACUUCAGCAAAUUUAGUUUUGGUACUGUGUGUUUUGCCUUCAGGUGAAACCACACCUAUGUUGGUACUAUUCUUCUGACACAUCCCAACCCUGUUGUAACCACUUACAGGGACAUGUAAAGGAGGGAAGUUAGGGAAGAAAGCUGCAGUGGAGGAUGUUAAGACUUUGUACCUUGCCCAUUAGAUGGAAACAGCAAGGAUUUAUUGCAUCAGUUGUUUAAAACAUUUAUAUCUUGGCCCUUUCCAUUACUAUCAGAACCUCAAUGCAGCUUCCCAAAAUCAAAACACUCUGCCAAUAUAAUCUGAUAAAAGCCGCAACUAAAAUAGAGAGCAUCGUCAUUUGUCAAAAAGUCCAGGCAAAGAAAAUUGUUUUUAAUUCCUGUUAAAGGGCAGAAGAAAGGAUGGUAAAUAAAUGUUUCUGAGGGAGGCAUUCCACAGUCUGGAAGCCAUCACAGAGAAGGCCCCGCUCCAGAUCACCACUUGCCUGCCUGGAGCAGGGCUUUCAAAGACCACCUUAUGGGCAGAAGACAGGGAUGUGUGUGUAGAAAGUGGGAAACUAGGAGGCAAAUGCUCAAAAUGUGGCUAGAGAUUUGCUUGAGGGCUAGAAAGUUCUGCAGACGGUUUGUGAGGUUGACAGGUUUUAUGGCCAAAUCAUUGAAGCAAAGGGUCUCAUUCACAGACGCAACUUCUCUGCCCCCCAUGGCAACGGUUCUGUUUUUCCUGAAGUGUGGUUACCAUUGAUGCCUAAUGACUAGCUGUGUAGGUGUGAAACAAGAUUGCUGCAGUGAUGAGCAAGAUCAAGGGUGGGGGAUGGAAGGGAGGAAGGGGAAAUUCCACAGCAAAAAUGGUGCAUAUAAAUAUCUACAGGACCCUUGCAAGCCUGGUUUCCCCACCUGCCAAUGCUUUGGACUACAACUCCUGAUCCAUACUAUCUAGAGGGCACCAGGUUGUUGAAGGCUGUUCUGUAGUAUCAAAUAUUAGAAUACCUUUGUUUGAAAUUUGUUCGCUUUGUGAAUCUGGUUUAAUUUCAGCAGCGUCCAAGUAAAACGUACCUAGUAUUGCAGGCUCAUGCUAGGUUGGGGAACCUUUGGUCCUGCUCUUUAAGCAUGGUUGAUGGCCAGGGACUAUGAAAGCCCAACUGGUAUUGUGAGGGACUCAAGUUCCCAACUCCAUGGUGCAACAAAUCAGGUGGUUCUUCUGGAGGUAGUUAAUUUUUUACUCAGGGCGGGCGAAUUAUCACAGGCGUGGCUGUAACUCACUCUACAGGUCAAGGAAAGGGGAGUGCAGAAAUAGUGAGAGUGCUGUGAUGGAUAUACAAUUGGCUUUGUUAGUUCCAGGUCUAAAGCCUUCUCAGCCAUGAACCACACUGGGUGACCUUGGGCUCAUCAUCGGCUCUGUUGGCACGUCACAAUAAACCAAGCAUUCUCAUGCACAGGAAGAAAACACUGUCCUCUUCACUACUCACCUGUUUCUGCUGCUGCCACACUGCUAGGUGCUAAGCCAUGGUUUGGCACAGCAUUACACCAGAGCCUGGGCUCAUGGUUUGCUUCCUCUAAACAAACUCUGAGCAGUAAGCAAAAAACAAACUUUGGUUGCAGCUCAUGGUUCCUUUGCAAACCACCCUGUGCUCCUUGGAGGAUGGACAGGAAAGCAAUGUAAUAUAUAGAAAGGAUAAAACAUGGGUAGGCAAACUAAGGCCCGGGGGGCAGAUCCGGCCCAAUCGCCUUCUCAUUCCGGUCUGCGGACGGUCCGGGAAUCGGUGUGUUUUUACAUGAGUGGAAUGUAUCCUUUUAUUUAAAAUGCAUCUCUGGGUUAUUUGUGGGGACUGCCUGGCGUUCUUACCUGAGUAGAAUGUGUGCUUUUAUUUAAUAUUCAUCUCUGGGUUAUUUAUGGGGCAUAGGAAUUCAUUCUUUCCCCCCAAAAAAUAUAGUCCGGCCCCCCACAAGGUCUGAGGGACAGUGGACCGGCCUCCUGCUGAUCCCUGGGAUAGAAUAUUGGUAGAGUGUCACUGGAAAGUUCAGGCUGAAAAGGUCUUAGUGAAGAAAGGGUAAACUUAAGCCACAGCUCUUUGGAUGUAAGGCCUGGAAGUUUGAAAUGCUGGAUUUGAACAUUUUUGUGUCUAAAAAACAUGUUCAGUGGUUUAUUUUUGUUUAUUUUUUGAAUAGGGGAAUAUAUUUUGAAUUAAGGCGUGGAAGCUGAAGGUCAACCACACUGGCUCUAUCUUGUAGCAUUCUUGAGUCAUGCAAGAGUGUAUGUGGGCAUCAGCUAUGGAAGGUGUGUGUAGGGCUAUGCCCUCCAGCUCUACUCUCACCAGAGUCUUCAUGCAUUUUUCUGAAUACGCUUAGAAUCGUUCUUGUGAGGAUUGUGAUUUGGGAACCCUGCAUGCAGAGGAUUCCUGAUUGCCAGAAGGUUUCUUCAUGUAUUCAGCCAAACAUGCAACUAAUCCCAUGGUGGGUGGGUGGGUAUGUAGUAAGUGGGGAUGGGGAUAGAGACAGGGAAGACUAGUCCAGUUGCUUUUACAGUUGUCUGCUGCAAAUGAACCUGGUGCUGGUCUGCCAAAGCCACACCACCCUUGCAGUACUGAGGGCAGGGCUAGUGCCCAGGACCUCCAUAGUUUAUUCCCACAGUGUCCUUUGAACAGGCUGAAGAGGGCUACUGACUCACUCUUUUGUGUUGGCAAAGGGGGUCAGAUGGAAAGCUUCAGGGGGUCAGAUUAAGUUCCUGGCCCACCAGUUGUCUACCCCUAGUUUAGAACUUUGGAAUCUGACACUUUGGGAAGUUUUGUGGUUAAGAAUCUUGGAGCUGGACCGUUUUCAUGCUGGUAUGUUGGGAGUGGUGGGUGGGAGGGCCACUGUGAAGAACUGUGGCAUUUUGAAAUGCUCCCUUACAGACAUUAAUGGUAAAUCAUUGGCUUAUCUGCUGUAAUUUGGGAACGGUUUAUGACUCAGAAACAAUGAAGAAAUACUUAAAAAAACAAAACCCAACAGGCUGUUAAAAUCUCUGUUUUUAGUAGCUCAGAUGUAGGUUUUUGCUUCUGUAGGGAGGAGAUGUAAGGGGUGAUGUGGAUCAUUAAGAGGCUGCCAUCACACAGGUGGCUUUGCUUGGUCGACACUAGGGGCGGGGGUCUAGGCAACCCCCCAACCCCAAAAUCAAUCCUGCCCAUGCCUGUUCUAGACUACAGCAUGUUAUUUAAACACACACCCCAUACUCAGUUAUUGUGUGAAGCUUUAAUCCUCUUUACAUUACACAAUGAGGUUAGAUCAUGUGGGUUCCUAGCUGCUGUAUUAAGAGGGGGACAAAAUAAAAGAUCCAGGUAUGAAAUGAUAAGAAUGAAAGAAAGAAGAAAGAAAGAAAGAAAGAAAGAAAGAAAGAAAGAAAGAAAGAGCAGAUAAGCGAUUGAUCAAGCUGAGGUUUAGAGAGUGAUCACAUUUACUCACGCUCUUUCCUGCUCUCUCUCUCUCCCCUCAUCAUCAUUUAAUGAGGUCGGAAGUGGAGCUGCUUAAUGAAGUUUAACAGGGUUUUAAUUACUGGCAACUCAGAGCCUGCUCUACUAGGACAGGGCCUGGCCGCCAGCAGGAGUGAUGGGGGUGCUGCUUCCUUGCCAGCCUCAGAAAAAAAGGCUGGAUCUUGGGCAGCCGGCAGCAGGGGGGGAGGUGGAAGCACUGGGGGAGCCCCAACUUUGCUUCUUGCUUCCCCCUCCCAUUAAGCAGCAGUGACUCUAUGGCUGGGAGGCUAUUGCUGCGGCUCUACUUUCCCUGAAAGCUCUGCUUUCGUACCCCCUUUUUCUCCCCACAUAUUGUCAGUUGAGGGUCAGUUUCUGUCAGGACUGAGCACCUGGUGUUCUGCGGUUGCCUUGGAAAAUCCAGAGAAUGGGAACUAGCAGGUUUAGGGAGGUGGGCUUUGCUCGCAGCCCAAAGUCAAAAGGAAACUGCUGGUUCAUUGGGAUGGGAAGUGAAGUGGAUCUGAGCAGGGUUGCCACCUUUUCUUCUGGUUGCUACUCCUGUGUAUUUCAUGGCAACCUGAUACAUUGAAAUAUAGCAGGCGAAGCUUCAUCUGGUAUAGAGAUGAGUGUUAGGUAGAGCUGCAGGUGUUGUGUGUCAGCCUGCUUUUAGUGGCAUGGGAGCAGACCCAGGAAAAGGGGCGAGGAGGAGAUGGCAACCAUAAGCCCAGAGAGUUGUGUGCCUUCCCCCCUAGUCAAGGACAGAAAGUUUGUUUCCUGCUCAUCUGUUCCUCACACAUAUAUAAGGUCUGAGUUAUAUCCAGGUUCUGUCUGACAUGAGUUAGAGUUCACUUUAUAUGGUGUUCUGUGUGGAGGGUUGUUCUCCUAGUGGUUAGAGCAGGUGUGGUGUUUCCUCCCUUCCACCCCAAGACAGAGACAUUGGAAAUCUCCCUAUUCUGGUACGGGGGGUGGGGGGAGAGAUAGGACUACCCCCUUUGUUGUAGGAGGGGGCUUUGCCUUGACCCCCCCGACCCUACUCUCGACCCCCUGAGGGCGCAGCGUCCCCACCUCGCAGCAUGGCUCCUAGCGGCCGACGCGGGCCUGACGGACAGGUCUGGCAAUCGGGCAAAUUGUGUGGAGGAGGUGGAGCAUGAGGCCCAGUCGCCGAAAGCCAGCAAGGGCCAGCGCCUUGCAGGUCCUUGUCUUGGCACAGAGAAACCUUACUAUCACAUGUACACAGGGAAUUUGGUGCACAUGCUCCACUGGCAGAAGCACUUAUGUGUUGGCUGGCAUGGCCAUCCACCCUCCAGGUCUCGGUGUCCUUUGCAAAACAGGGCACUGAUGCAUUUCAGUGCAAGGGUGCGUCUUCUCUUGAGUGCAUUGUGUGACGAGUGCCUACAGAUGAGACUGGUCAUGGGGAGAAUUUGGGGAACGGGCACAGGCUUCAGGGGAGGACAACCCUAUUAAGUGGCUGUCUUAGGUGGUAGAUGUGGGAAGUCACCUAAGGUGGCAGAGUGACAGGGAAAUCUUCUGGCAAGCUAUCUCACCUAGGUCCAACUGAAAUAAAAUGUGAGUAGUCUUCUUACACAGCUCCUGUUCCUUUAAAUGAGGCUGUGCUGGAGAACGCCCCAAUGGGUUGCGGGCCCCAUGCUAAUCCAUGGGUGUCCCAUGGGUCUCAUUGGUCCACUGACUUCAGUAUUGUCCACACUGACUGGCAGCGGCUCUCCAGGGUUUCAAGCAGGGGGCAAUCUCAGCCCUAUCUGGAGACACCAGAGAUUGAGCCUGGGACCGUCUGUAGGCCAAGUAGAUGCCACUGAGCUAUAGCUUGGAUUUUUAGACUUUGGACUUCAUGGUCUUCUUCUGUAAUGGGGGGGGGGGGAGUUCUUAAGCUGGUAAUGCUUCACUUACAUUGAUAUGUGGCAAGCAGACUCUGCUGCAUCUGUAGGUACUCCUGGGCGCGUCUGCCUCUGAUGGCGCUACUGGACCCGCCUCGGUUUCCCGUGGUUCCUGUGUCUCCAUCUUUCCUUUUCUGCUGUGUUUUGUCCCGGGCUGAAAAGAAGGAAGUGGCUGGUGGCUGUGAUACAAUUUGUAAAGUACUUUGCAGCCUUUGUGAUCUGCACAUCAACAACCAUGCGGGAUGGGUUGCCGCUCUUCCCAUUUUACAGCUGGGAAACGAAAUUGAGAGAAGAGGUGCUUGCUUGAGAUCAUGUUGUUGUGAGCCUGUUUUAGGGGUAACACCUGAACCCACAAUAGGCAACAGAGAGGAAGCCACCUUUCCCCCAAACGACACAUUCUGCCUUCUGGCUCCAGUGUUGUGAACAGCCUGCCAUUGCGAUUGCAAAAUUCUUUCGGGGAGAGGUUUGAGGCCCAGGGUGGGUGGGCAAAAGCAGAAGGUGGGCAGCUGACAUUAAUAUUAAUUCUGCUGCAGUAUGUCCUGGGUGCUGGACAACAAGGAAGGGCAGGCCUUAGACCUACAGUAUGGGAUCUACUUUGCAUUUUACUAGCAGCUGCAAACCCACCUUUUGCAACCAGAUGCAGAAGAUGUAGAAUUAAAGAACAUGGUGCCUCUGAACAACGGCUGAGCUAAUGGAUUUGUUUUGAGUUCCAGAACUGAGCUGAACUCACAGUCCUUCCACACAAAAAUCUGUUCCUAGUGACCCCAAGCUUUGUUCAUUUCAGCAGUUCAACUGUGGGAAGGGGGGCUCAUUUUGUUGUUGCUCUUGAUAAAUAACUGGGAGCCAGAAACACUUGCUGAUCUACUGCGAAAAGCCUGUCAGUAGAUCCCAAUUUAUCUUCUGCUCACUUUUGCUGCACAGUACAGAGCUUUCAACCUACUGUAGAGUAAACCAAUGUGGUGUAGUGGAUUUGGAUGUGGGAAACCCAAGUUCAAAUGCCUACUCGGCCACAAAACUCAUUGGAAGGGGGCAAGAGUCUAUGGGCUUGUCCAUACUAUACAAGAGUGGAAUGUGCAUUUGCAUCUACCUGUCUCCUUAUUAAUGUUGGCGGGUGUCCAACAUUAUGUCCUCCCCACCCUAAUGUUGUGCAGGACCUUCCCCCACCCAUUUAAAUUCAAGGUUUUUUUUUUGUUGUUCUUGGGUAUUUUAGACUUUCUAAGGAUUGCAAAAGAACACCCAGCAUUUAAAAGGGAAAGGUGUGAGAAACACUGGCAUGGGGAGAAGGUUGUGUGACUGCGCCCUUGCAUUAAUGGGGAGACAGUCACAAAUUCACAUUUCGUUGCGGUGUGGACAAGCCCUCUCUUUGAACUUAAGCGGUCUCACAAGGCUGUUGAUGAGGAUGGGAAUGCUGUGUGCACCAAUACAGUCUGUGCACACCCUCCCAUUUACUCUUCAUCCAGUGCCCCCCCCCCCGCUCCCCCGCUGGUUUGGGAAGUGGUAUAUGCACAAUGUUAGCCACAAUCCAUAUUUAUCCUGCCGAUUCUCAUGAAAGACUGCAUUUUGAUGCGUUUCCUCCCAAACCGGCUUUGAUCCGAAUUGAGACAAAGAGCGGCCUUUCAAGCAUGUAAUGUGUAUACACAUCCACACUUGUUGGGAAGGGCAGGAGGUGAGUUUGAGGGCUGGCUGAUGUCUUGUGAGGACGGGGUAUAGGGAAGACUCAAGUGGAAAGACAUGGACUUAGGGAAAUGCUUUGAAGACAAAGGGAGGCAGAAGGUGGAAUGUGGAGGGAGGGAGGGAAGGAAGGAAGGAAGGAAGGAAGGAAGGAAGGAAGGAAGAAAGAAAGAAAGAAAGAAAGAAAGAAAGAAAGAAAGAAAGAAGUGGGUUUAUAUAGAGAGAGGAGGUGUGUAGUUGAAGGCAAAGGAAUACAUGUAGCACUAGGCAUUAGGGGAAUGGGAGAUGGAGAAGGAGAUAAAAGUGCUCAAGAUCAGAUACGUAGGAAGAUGGAAAAGGGGGUUUAGGGGAGAAGAGACAGCAUCAGACUCCUGGGCAAAUACGACUUGUGGAGAACACUGUGCUAAGCUGGGUGGGUUUGCUAAGGAAGCAGAACUUGGCCUAGUCCCCGUCCGAGAGAGGGAUUCAGCUCUUGACCUUUGGGGGCUGUUCCCAGCUCUAGGAGAGCGAAUGGGGUCUUCAGUGGACUAGCUAAACCCAUGGGUUUGUGGCACAGUGUGGGGCUAGAGAGAGGGGUGGGAAUUAGGACUUGUGCCGCUGCUUCCAGCUCAGCCAUUGUAUUUGUGUGACCUUGGCAGGGAGUCUUCCUCCCACCUGCACCAUUGAGGAUGGCGGUGGAGGUACCUGCCUCUUUGUAAGUGGCUUCUGGAGGCCAGAGAGAAGGGAUUUUGGUCACUUCUUGGUUCUUGGUCCAGGUUUUAGUUUAAUGGUGUAGGGUGGGGGGGGGGGAGAGAAGGAAAUAAGUCCAGCUGUUCCCCCAGGUUUUGCUGCUGUUAUUGCUUUUUUGUUGUUGAAAAAAAUUAUUAUUACUAUUAUAGCUUUGCCAAGGCAUGCUGAGAACUGCGAAAUCGUGACACAGAGAGAGGGAGAGGAGAAAGAGAGAGAGACUAGACAGGGUGGGGAUGUCACCUGCCCCCCCUACCAUUCCACCACCCCCCAGUCUGCUGCAACGCAGAAACCAGGGAAUGGAAUAGGAAAGAAAAUGAAAUGCGUCUGAAGCGAGGAGAAGGGAGAAAUCGUCGGGUGGAAAAGGUGGGGGGGAGGGCGAGAGAGCCAGCGAGUGAGCGAGAGGCCUGGCCCUGCCGUAGCUCCAGCCCCCCUCUCUCCCCCUGCACAGUAUCGAUCGGCAGCCGUGGCUCGAAACCAUUUUCAUUGUCAGGCGCUUGGGCUGACGGAUGCCCCCCCCCCCAACAAAGCGCAGCCGCUGGGGGAUGGGAAGGGAUGCUGCAGCUUGGGGGCUGGUUCCCCACACCCCAUCAUAUUAAUCCUAUUUAUCAUCCCUGCUUCAGUUUUAUCCCUCCAAAAUAAUAUCUCACUGCAAAUUCCAGUGUCCCCUAUUCCUCUCCCUUUCUGCCCCCUGUCCCCCACCCUUUCUUUUCUUUGUAGUUUGUUGAAGGGGACCAUUGUUCAUCGGAAGCUCCCCCCCCCCCGUACAUACCCGUUUCUCAAAUUUCCCUUAUCUUAGGGGGCAUACUCCAGAUCCCUUAACAUGGAUUAGUUACCCCUUAACACAGAUUAGCUAUCCCUCCUUACUCGCAGCCAGGACCGUUAAAGAGAGGCAAAGAGGACAGGAUUUCUUUUUCACCCUUUCGAUGUACGCUUAUGGGUUAAAUGUGAUUCUCAGUGAUAUUGGGGGUGGCGUGAGCAUGGGUUUGGAGUCUGGGAAUAAUUCCCAAUGUACUAAACCCAUAUCAAAAUUGAGGAAAAGUCCCAGUAUAUGUACCACCUCCCCCCACCAUGUAUUGCCAGGCGUUGUUCUGUCCUGAUCGCAGACCGAGUGAGAAUUAUAUAUAGUUUAACUGAUGGUUUAUCAUGCUGGACCAUGUAUUGGGAUUCAGGUGCUGGAUCACGACUUGUGUCCCAGACUGGGGGUGACAGAAGGGAACAGAAGCUUUGUGGGCACUUAGAACAGUUUCUGAAACAUUUCAUAAGGAGAAAUCUGGAGAUAUGAGUGGAAGGUGAAGGGAAAUACUCAAGUGCAGUUGUACACCAUGCACAUACAGAGGAGGUGUUCUGUGGUAGCUACUCUCUCACAAUCCCGGAUACAUAACGUGGGCCGAUGCAACCAUUUUUGGCUAAUUUGUGAUUAGAAACCCAUCUGACUUCUCAGCAGGACGAGAGGAUUGUGUGAUUAUUCCAACCCCAUCUCCAGAUCACCUCUCCUUCAUCCUCAGAAAAGUUCCAAGUGAUCCAGAGACUGAGUUGUUGAAAUGGGUGUUGAAAUAAUCCCAUAAGCACGCUCCAUCAUGUAGCAAAGGGAGCUCGCUUUGGCUUCCCACAUCGCAAAUGAGCAAUAAAGCAGUUGCGUGAAUCAGUUCUGAUGCGUGCUUCUACUUUCACAGGAAGGCAUAUUUAUUAAGCCACACUCCCUAUUCAUUAUCCUAUAUUCUUUCAUGUUUAACUCCAUCAUCAUGUGCACCUACUCGUUUGUGUACACGUCAUCCUGAACAUGAAUCAAUGCUUCAUCUCACAUGCUUGUGCCUUAUAAUUUUAUUUCUGGGCUUUUUCACCCUAGUUUUUCUCCCCAUAAAUCUGCUCAAAACACACUUUUACACUUGAAUACUAACUGGCAAACAUUGUCUCUCUGUGUGUAUGUCUCUCUAUUUCACAGGCGCUUCAGUUCAGCUUGAUGAUACUUUUUAAUUGCAGGAGAAAGUAUAAAUAAUCAAAAUGAACUUCACAAGCUGAAAAGGCUUGUGUCCCCCCCCCCUUUCCUACACACGCUCGCACAAACAUUCAGUUUAAAUUGUCUUUCAUGGCCCAUUUCUGCCUGCAUCUAAAUAAAGUUUCAUCAUCUUUGUAGCACAUCUUCAUAAGGGAGUUUCCUGCAUUUUGAAAUCUGCUAGCAGAGCUAAUCAAAAGUAAGCACCCCAAGCUGCCAUUACAAAUGUAUCAGCACAAAUGUUUGCCUGAAUGAGUAAGGAGGAUCCUUUCCCCCUUUUGAAAAAAGUGAUGUUAGAUACUGAGCAUUUAAAAUGGUAGAGUUGGAAGGGACCCUGAGGAUCAUCUAAUCCAACCCCCUGCAAUGCAGAAAUAUGCAGCUAUCCCAUAUGGGGAUCAAAUCUGCAACCUUGGCAUUAUCGGCACCAUGCUCUAACCAACUAAGCCAUGAAGGACUUGUUUAGACGAGGGCACAGCAUUGGCACAUAACUGAAAGCAUGUGAAGCAAUGAAAGGAAGAAAGCAGGAUUACGGGGCAGGAGGGUUUGCACAGGAUUCUGCUGCAUGGACUUUGCUUCCUGCCCUGAGUCCAUGAUUUCUCCCUGACCCACUGUGGACUACCUGGGCCUUUGGCAUGUUGUUACCAUGGGCAUGGGAUUUGUUUGGUGUGUCUGAUUUCUUGAAUCCCUGCCCUCUAAAUUCAGAUAUUUAGAGGGAGCUUCGGGCUUUUUUAGUGGUGCUAGAACAGGCACUUUGCACACGAUCAGAAUCAAGCUACAUUACUGAGCCUAGGCAUUGAAACAAGAGUGCUGAGCUUUGGCUCUGAUUAGACCAGGGGAUUAUCCACACUGAAGGAAAAUGUGGAUCCUGUCUUGUUGUCCCGGACCUUUCCUCCUUUAAGUGCAGGGUCUUUCAGUUCUGGGCUUUUCGGAAUUUUGAAGAAUGGGGGGACCCAACAAUUUAAAAGGGAAAUGUCCAGGACAGCACUGGGAUGGGAAGGAUGUCAUGUGGAUGCCCCAACAUUAAUGGGGAGAGAGGCAGGUGCAAAUCCACAUUUUGGUCCUGUGUGGACAAGCCCUUUUUAAAAUUACCCCUCCACACGCAUCCCACAACUACAGUUGCAAAUAUGCUCACAGAGUUCGUUUCCUUGCAAUCAGUGAUGGUUAUUUAUAGUGCAUAAAAUAAAUGAAGUGCCACACAGAAAUUAAAAAUGGUCCAAAUGCUUCUGGUGUAAUUGUUGGCAAGGCACAGAUGGGAGGGAGACAAGAAUAUUCUUUUUAAAAAGGCAUUCAUACAAAUGUGGUGAUUUGAUGCCCCCUUUGCUUUCUCCCUUAUUUAUUUUUUAAGAUUUAUAAAAACAAAAGAGAUAUCAAAGGACGAAAAAAGCAAGAGGAGGAGUAUUUUAAAAGGAAAACAACAACCAAAUAAGACCACAUAGGAAAGAGCUAUCCCAGGCUGUGUACACAUUACCAGUUAAAAAUUCCGCUAAGUGGUUCUUUUUCUCUAUUCAGAUUGAAGCUGCUUUGGGGGGAAAACACAUCAAAACGCAGUAUUUCAUAAGAAACGACAGGAGAGAUAUGGAUUUUGGCUAAUGUUGUGUGUACAACCAUUUCCCAAACCAGCAGUGGGAGCGCACUCGGAGUAGAGCAAACGGAAAGAAAAGAUGAUAGCAAAAUCAAAACAUUCCCUUCUGUCCCAGCUACACACAUUUUUAAAGACCAUCCCCACGGCUGCUGAUUUCUCUGCACACAUGGUUCUGCAUGUGUAGGGAGGCUGGAGCUGGUGAAGAUCUGAGUGCUUUGGGAAGCUGGAAACUAGCACUAGUGUGUUGAGGAAGGUUUAUUUGACAUAAGGCAUGUAUGACACAUGUGUGUUUAAGGCAGAAUUUAAGGAGAACAAACAGUGUUUGCUGUUGCAAAAGGAGAGACAAGUGUGAAAGUGCAAAUAGUAAAAAUGUACUGACAACAAGGACUCUGUGUGUAUGUGAAGAAGCAAAUGAGUAUGAAAAAAGAUGAGGACAGAAAUGUGGACAGCCAGAAGAGGAGUGUAAAUGCAGAGAGCUAUAAACGCACAAGCAAGGUGGAAUAGAGUUAUCCUUCCAGUUUCGCUCACAUAUAGUGCAUUGCAGGGGGUUGGACUAGAUGACCCUUGGGGUCCCUUUCAACUUUACAGUUCUGUUAUUCUGUAACCAAGUCUUUUUCAUGUAUGCCUCACAACCUGAAAGCAUUCCCUUCUAUGCUAUCUAUAGAGCUUCGGAGCUUCUGAGAUUUCAAGUACUUUCAAUUCUGUCUUUGCAGCAAAACGGUCCAGAAAGUUGCAUUUUUUAAAACAGAUGAAUGUUAAGAUUAUCUGAAUGCCAAAAUCUGUGCCCACAAUUUCUGCAGAUGUCCUAUGUGGCUGCAGAACAGGGGGGCACAUACGUUCCUGCCUACAGUGCUUCAAGGUUUAUAGCUAGUUCACACAGCCAUUUCUGGUUUGGUUUUACACAGUGAAACCCUAACAUGAACCACACAAUGUUGCUCAAAGUUGGCAAGGCUAGGAUAUGUUGGAUUGUAAUUCAGACACCUGUUGAAAUUUGGUGACCAUGGUCCAAAAAUGAGAUCUGGAUUGAUUUCACAUUGAAAAAUAAUCCAGAAAGGGUCACAUUAAACAGUGUGAUUUAGGUAUGUUAUAAUCCAGAAUGGCCGUCCUAACCUAUACUGCUCAUUGAAGUAGCACACAGCCAUAUUGCUGAAUUUGGGAAAUGCCGAGGGUGAAACCCACACCUCAUCAAGAACAUAACAUUGGCUAGAAUCCGUUUUUUGUAUCUGCCAAUGCAUUCACACGGCCAUGCAGGUGUGUGAUGAAUGACAACCACCUAGUUUGUGAAGGCGUCAUGUGAAAAGGUCUGAAGAAAUAAAGGUUACCUCAGGAUUAAAAGUGAUACCUGCCUUAUAUCAAGUGGUUGUAUGAAUGCAUUGAGGGAGGGACUGUGACUCAAAAGGCCCUAGAAUGAAUCCCUAGCAACUCUCAUCAACCCUGUCCCUUGGCCAUGCUGAUGGGGGCUGAUGGGAGUUUUAGUUCAGCAACAUCUGCACCCUUGCCCUAAAUGGCUCCUUCUCAAGCCCAGAGGCCAAACUCCAAGACUGGGAAGAUCCAUCAGGGAAUGCCAGAACUCAAGCCUCUCAUUUUUGAACUAGGGUGACUCCUUGCAUGCCCUGUGAAAAGUCCCUGUUCUGCACAAAUAUUAAAGUACACAUUGGCUUCCUUUGCCUUUUAUAUUGCACACUGCCUUGGAAAGUGCAUCUGAAUUCUGCCUUUCUAGUGCUAAGGGGCCUGAAUGCAGUGAAGGAUUGGACUUCUCUAUAUUUAACCAAGGAGCAGGUUGUCAUGCAGGGGGUGGGGGAAAGUUCAUUUGCCAAAAGAAGUCAUAGUCAGGUUAUUUACACACCACAUUUUCCACAACUACAUCAAUGCUGAAAGUGCUUCGUGUAAAAACAUUAAAAAACAGUUAACAUAAAAGCAAAGUCUAAAUAAGCAAUACAAUAACAUAAUGAAAAGUAUAAUUUAGCUACAAUGCUAAAAACAACAACAACCCAGUAAUUUCUACAUCAACAUUUAAGGGAGCAUACAGCUCAAGGAAAGAAUACCAGUGACUUCACAUCCAAAUUUAACAUCAACACACUUUGCAAUGCCAACACCCCUUUUUAUACCUCAGCCCAAAAAGCCAGCAAAUCCUCUCAGAGUUGUUCCAGCAGCCUCUGCAAAGGGGCCGUAGUAGAGCAUUACCUGCCCUUGUGAAUUCUGUUUCAGUUUUACCUUAACUGGGCUGUGGUGGACGCACUGCCUUUCCAAAGGGAUGGAGACCAUGUACCUGUGUGGCACAGUGGGGCAGGACUCAAGUCACACCCUGGUCCUUCUGCACCACGUGUUCUUCCAGUUUUUGUGGUCCUUUUACAGUAACUUUGAACUUGCCAUUUCCACCACUUGUAGAAAUCCACUGCCUCCUUCACCUGGACACCCCCAGGUUGCAGGUUUUGGCCUAUAGCAAGCAAUGGGCCUAAAUGUUGUGUACAGCGCUUGUGACAAUAACUCUUCAAAUUUGUCCAUGGAAUGUUUUAGUGCUGAAGCUCUCUGAGGGUAAGUUCUAAAUAUUUCCCCUCCCUUCUGAUCAACUCUUUAAAGGUGCAGAAGUCCCACCAGCUCCCCUUUUCAAAGAGUGCCAGAUGUGAACCACACUCACAAAGGGAUAAUUGGGAGGAUGCAGUAAGGCUCCUGAUUAUUCCUUUGCCAGUGUGUGCCAGUUAAAUUUGGUGCCUGAUGCAAGCCACACUACUUCAGCUGGGGUUGGGUGAUUUGCCCAUGCACCAUGGAUCAGCCCCACCCAUCUGUCAAACGUGGCUAAUGGUUUCAGGCACAAUUUGACCCAGAAGUGGUUCCCUAGCCCUGUCUCAAAGGUACACGAGCUCUCUUUCCUACUUCGCAUCUGGUUACCUUAGCCUUAAUCAAAGAAUGCAGAUUCUGUGGCACUCUUGAUGUUGUUGUAUUCCAGCAACUUCCAUCAUCCCUGACUGGGCCAUGUUGGCUGGGGCUGAUUGGAGUCAGAGUCCAACAAUAUCGUUUACCCCUUCUUUGCCUUUAUCUUCAACGUGAAGCCAUGGUUUGUGUGUACUUGGCCUUAUAAGACACACACUCUGCACAUGCUCACAGGCAAUUUCUUGCCCCUGCCUUGCGGUCUGUCAAAAAACAAACCUGCCAAUUGAGCAAAGAUGUUAAUGCGGAUACUGUGAACAGACUGGGGACAAGCAGGGCCGCUCGCUUGCGUUAAUGUCCUCUUGUCAACACCCUCUGGUCUAAGAAACAUGAAGCUGUGUCCCAAGAGAAGGCGCUUAAGGAAGGGAAAGACCUCUCUGUAGGACACAGCAGCCAAGAAGGCCUCAGGCCUAGACCUAGGGCUAGGGUUGCCACUGAAAUUUCACCUGAAGCAAAAUUCGAGGCAAACAUGCGUUGUGUUCCUCCAGAGGCGAAACACCCAAGGGAACUCAGAAGGGCACUGAUGAGACGAACAACGUUUCACGGUGAUCUUUUGCCACCACAUUUCACUCAAAGUGAAAUUUGGAGCUUGGAAAUUCCGGGGUUUCUCCUCAGGCGAAACGCCUGGGGGAAAAUCUCAGGAAAGCUAGAAGUUUCGACACAACCAGCAAAAUAAUAUAGAUAACAAUCUACAGCAGAGGUUUGAAUACCCCUGUGCCAUGGACCCAGGCUUCUUUAGAGGAGUGCACCUGCAAAUAUUGGUGUGGAAAUUGCCAGCCGCCUAUACAGGCAAGGGGAGAGAUAGUGAGCCACAGACCCCCUCCUUCUCUCCCUGCACUCCACCCCAUAACUUGUUGUGCCUUCUGCCACCUCACCCCCCCAAAACCUGCCCCAUUCCCUGUACUUUCCCCCCGCCUGCUGCUCCCCUCCCCCGCCCUGCUCCCCCGGGAGCGCACUCUAAUAAUGUAUUUGAUCGACUGGCGGCCGCGGACAAGCGAUUAUUGUCUUGUAGGGAGUCAAAAGUAUUGAUCGGGGGAGAAAUAUGAGCAGCGCGAUGGAGCCGGCGCGUCACAUACAAUAACCACAGCCCCGGGGGAGCGCCCGCGACACCGGCCGUCUCCUCUCAUUACCGCCCGCCUCAGCCAGCCGCGGGGACAGGGAGACAGGGACCGGGCAGGGCGACUCUGCUCUUGCCCCUCAAUGCUGACCCGCAGGCCUAUUGCUAUUCCAGCCACAGGUUCCUCAUAGACGGCAUGGGUUGUGAGCCGGGGGGGGUAGGGAGCAUGGCUGGCUCCUUAAUGAAUCUCUUUGCCCCCCUGAACAGCUUGGCUGGUGUGUCACAGUUGCAACCUGUAGCUCUCCACUCCAGCAGAAAGAGGUCCUAAUACUCAAGGUGGCCUGGGAGCGGGCAUCUCUUCUGACCUGAAAGUCUGAGGAUCUAAUCCCAGAGAUGUGGUGAGGUUGCUCUGUACAUGUUCAGAGGCCCUCUGAGCUAAACCUUAAGUCAAAGGAAAGCCUGCCUGCGAUCACAUUCCCAAACUGGUUCACAUCUCACAACUUUGAUACCCUAGUUUGAGGGCAAACGUCAGCCUUCUUCUUGUACCCUGCAUCAAUGCAUCGGCAUCCCACUGUCUAGCAACUGCUGCUGACCUAACUCACAGUGAAGGAUGCAGUGAGAAUGGAGCAUGAGGACUUUUUGCUGCCAGUCUAAUUUGGGAACUCCUACUCCAAGAAUUAAAUACCGGUCCAUUGUUCUUUUGUCACAGUAGAGUCAAACAGCCUUGGUUGCUUAGACUGCAGUCCCAAGCCUCCUAACCAAGCAAUAACUCCCAUUAAAUUCAAUCGGACAUAAUUCCAAGUAAGCGUGUUUAGGAUUGGGCUGCUGAAAUUUAGUUUAGUUUUAGUGAUAGAUCCCCUCUCUCAAAAUCACAACUACAGUGUUCCUAUUUUGCAGGGCAAGAGCUGUACAGUACUUUCAAAGUUGCAAAACUGUUUUCACAGUUUUUCGUUGUUGUUUGCAAUGACUCUGUGAGGCAGGGCACUGUUCCCAUUUUACAUACAUACUGUUGUAUGUAUUUUACAUACAUACUGUUCCCAUUUUACAGGGACUGACAUUGGAUCACUGGCUUAAGGCCUCUCAACGAAUAACUUGUUUUAAUCCAUGCUUUCCUGCUUUUGUUCACAAGCUGCUGGGCCCUUUUAAGUGAACAUGUAUAUAGAGCUGUCUUUAUAUAAAGAGUUCUUCUAGUCCAGUUAUUGCCUACUUUGACUGAUGGUGUCUCUCCAAGGACUCAAACAGAGUUCUUUCGCUUCUUUGCAAUGUUGAGACUUUCAAAGUGAAGACACCAGGCUGGAGUCUAAAACAUCUGGAGGGCACUAGGUUGGAGAAGGCUGCUCUGUUAGUUCUGGUACUAUGUGUGGUGUGUGUGAAGUUUCUGUUACUCUGGGGCUCAUAACCCUCUUAUUCCAGCCCCUGGGCUCUCUAAACUUACAUAAGCAGCUGUGGAUAUGUGCUUUUAACUCCCAUACACCCAGUUAGUCUAAGCCUAAAUUAGUAGAGGCAUGUGUGUGAUUUUCUGGACGGCGCAAGUUUUACUUGAAAUGGGUUAGAGCAAAGGUGUACAAGAUGGGAUGUAAGCAAUUUUCUGUCUUGGAAAAUUGUUAUUCAUGGGCUUGUUAGGGGCAUAGAUUGUAGGUGUGUCUGGGUGGCCAUGUGUCACGCGGUGUUCCUGGAUGUGUGUGCGCACAAUUGCUUUCUUGUGUAUUUUAGGGGCUUUGCCCCUGGGCAAAGUCUGGCCUCUCAGUUGCCAAUCCUGAAGGCAAAAGUGGGAUGUGGAUAAGCAGAACAUGUGGCAAUGAGACUUGGCAGCUGGUGAGCAUGAAUUGGGGCCUUUGCGCUUCAACCCUAACUCCAGAGUGGCUCUCUGGCAGAACUAGCUGCUGAUCUGAGCUGUGAAUACAAAUGGCUUGCUCCCACGUAGACAUUGCAUAUAAGGGGUUCAUGGAGAAUAAAACUAUCAAUGGCUACUAGCCAUGAUGGCUGCGCUCUUUCUCCAUUGUCAGUGGCAGUAAUGCUUCUGAAUACCAGUUGCUGGAAGUGAGAGUGCUCUCUUGUGCUCAGGUCCUGCUUGCAAUCAUCCCAGAAGCAUCUGAUCGCAUCUGGUUGACCACUGUGAGAACAGGAUACUGGACUAGAUGGGUCAUUGGCCUGAUCCAGCAGGCUCUUCUUGCGUUCUUAUCUUGCAUAUAGUAAAUAAAUGAUCUCAGGUCAGACUACUUGCAUUACGAAAACCUCUAACCAAUGAUAAAUCCAUAAUUAUCACUGUCUGUAUUUCUCUGUUUUUUCUUUCCUUCCUUCUCACUUUUAACAACUCCCCCCCUCACCCCAUCCCAAGCCAUGUAUAUCUUUACCUGCAGCUCCAGAUAAUUAUUUCAUACAUCUGAUGAAGUGGGCUGUGGGUUCGGUCAUAAUAAAUGUACUAGUCUUUAAGGAGCCGCAAGACUCUUCAUUGCUUUUGCUGCAAGAGACUCGCACAGCUACCCCUCUGAAAAAAGCAAAACUCAGGGUACUCCUGGCUGUCCAAAUGUGUGAGACUGUGAGUAGUAGUGUUUGGUGGAUGCACUGAUGCUUUUGUGUGUGUGUGUGUGUGUGUGUGUGUGUGUUCGUGUUCGUGCAUGUGUCACAUUGCCGAGAGCGAAUGUGAUGGUCAUCAUGUGCAAGGGAGAGCCGUUGGGUGGGACCGUGCUGUCUCUCAGACUGGAACAGGCCACAUCGCCACAGGUGAGUGUGAGAACUGGUGGCAUGCUGCUUCCCCCCAGUGGUGAGUUGGCAAAAAUGCAGAACCAAUUGCUAGCAUCGAGCAGCAGCUAUCUGUUGUCUUACUUACUUGGCUUUUAUGGGGCUUAGAGCUUAUCCACAUUUACCUUUUGCCCCACUCAUUCCAGGCAUAGGUCCAUGCUUUCAAGCGCUGUGUCUGAUUGAAUGCUAAAGAGCAGGCUUUUGCAGGGAAAGCUCUGGGACAAAAAAAGGGGCGCUCGGACUCAGAGCUUUAAAGUGUGGACCGUGUCUGGAAAGAGCAGAGGAAAGGUAAGUGUGGAUAAACCCUGAGCCCCAGAAUCUGUUUCUAAUGCCAGAGGUCAGCCCUAGAGCAUAUGAUGCAAUAAGAAAACUGCCUCUGAGUAUAAACAGAGUGGUUUUCUCUCAUCACCAGUUAACCACAGCCAGGCCCCACAUUUCUGAUGUUUGGGGCGGGUUUCCAGGGUUCAUCAGUCUGGAGUCACCCCAAUUGUAAAGACAGAAAGGUGGUUCUUGUCUCUUCAGGGAUAACUAAACCUGGUUGAGUAGAUGCCUCACCAUCUUAACAUAAUAAGCUCCACAUUGAGUCGUCCACAAUGAGCUAUGAGGAUAUUCAGUUAAGAAGACCAUCAUUAUGAGAUUUCCUGUAAGAGGUAGGAUGAGAUUAGGAUUGCUAGGUCCAGACCCUCAGAGAUCGCAUUUACCAUUUCAGGGCUGUUUCUCUGUCUUAUCAUCCAGACAGUCUGAGUCCUGCUGUACCACCUGGGGACCCGAGGCACUUGCCUAGGGCUGUGUACACAUUACUGGCUUAAAACACAGUUAGGCUGCUUCCCCCCCUCCCUAAAAUCAGAUCGAAGCUGGUUCUGGUUGGGGGUUGGGGGAAUGCAUAAGAAUGUAGUUUUUCCUAAGAAAUGACAAGGCAGAUACAGAAUAUCUAUGGAUUGUGACCAACUUGGUGCGAACGCUGCUUCCCAAAGCAGUGGUGAGGGCACACAGGAUGCAGUGCAAACAGGAUUGUGCGUACACAGCCCUGGACAGCAUUUCUCCAUCCACCACCAAAGGGGUUCAGUUUCCUUUUUCCCCAGUCCCACAUUAGCACACAUGCUUCCGCUGCUAAGGACAUGCCAACCAAUAGAUAGGGAUUGUGACAGCAGCUGCAGAAGGAGUACCUAGUAGGCCUGGGAGCCAGGUUUUAAGGAUUGUCUGGAUGAACAAGUCCCUGACCCAAGAGAACUAAAGUCCACUGAGAGGUGUCAGGGGCAGUGGCAAGCUGGAGGUCGAUGGGAAAUGUGUUGUACAUCCAAGGGAGGUCCUAAAGCUCUUGACAAGCUAUUGGCUAUAAGCAGUAUUUGAGGUGGGAUGUAGGACUGGAGUUGCAGGAUCUAGUUUGUGUGUGUGUUUUGGGGAGAGGAACUGUGUUGCUGUUUUAAUCUUUCAGCUAGCAUGCCAAAAAGAUUAUAAAUGGUCCCACCCACAUUGGGGGACUGGGGCUGGGCAUUAUUCCAGAUUCAAGAGAAAAUUUGUCUGUGCUCAUGCCCAGGUAUGUAGUACAGCAUAUGUGAGAGAAUGUGGUGCCGUGGUGAGUGCAUUUUGCAUGAAUCCUUCAUACCACAUCUGUGUUGGGUGUCCAGGAGUGUAUGCAUCAGAGCCCUGGGUAUGGCAAGCACAAAGGGGAGGGCAGCACCUGUGGGCAACAAGGGUAAUUGGCAGGUAACACACAUGCCCACGCACAUGUGUUUGUUGUGUGCCAGUCCUUGCAGUGUUCUUUGCUCCCACCCCCCAACAUACCGCUAUGGCUUCUUCCUCCCAGCUGCUUCCUGCCACAUUCACUGUUCUUGCUUCUGAAGCACCACGGGACUCCCCCGGCUCUGCCCCAAGCUCAGAGGCCCUUCCUUGUCCCGCCAUCCGCUCUUCCCCUCUCUGGAAGAGGUACCGGCUGUCAGCGGCAGGCAGGGCUUUCCAAUGCUCUCUCUCCUGCACCAGAAGCAUCGUUGCCAUGGUGAACUCAGGGCUGUGGGCGGCAGGUAAGUGCCAGAGGAUAUACUGAUGCCAAACUGAGUGCAUGGGCCACAAACAAUGCUGCCCCUGUCACACCCCACUUUCAGCACUUUUUGAAAACUAUUGUCUAUCGCCAGCCCUGUCUUCUCUGCAGCUCAGUGCAAAGGUGAAGAGAGAGGAUAGGGUUAGGGGAAAGAGACUCCAGUAGGCCUGAGGUUAGGGCUGGAGCAUGGAGUUGGGGAUAAGCAGCAAAAGCACACUGGGACUUACGGGUGAAAUGUAUUUGAAACAGAGGGGAGGAUUCUAGCUUUUCUCUAGUGGGGCUCCUGUGCCCAAGAGCUCCCUGCCAGGCAGAAAGCCAUCUGGAAUGUCUUUGUCCCUGCAUAGAGAUGUGGGCUUGGGGUGGGAUGGGGGGAAGCGCCACACCUGUUAAAGUCACAGGAGCCCUGCUGGGAAAAAGGUGGCAACCUGACUAAGAGCACAGGCCAAGAUUUCCAACUUUGCAAGCAACCACAGUAGCUGUGCCUUCAGCAACAACUUGAUGUACAGCCAUUAGCAAGUGAUGCUUAUCUCCUUGCUGCAAAAAGUUUCACUUGCUGAUUUCUGCAGAGGGAGGUACUGUUAAAAGCACAAGCUCUGGUCACUAUACAAACCGAGCUGGCUGCGAGGGUAGUCCCAAACUUAUUUCUAUCCUCCAGUGUACUGAUGAAGAACCUGUGGCCCUUGUGAUGUUGCUGGGCCACAGUUCCCUUUAACCCUGUCCAUUAAACGAGCUGGCUGGGGCUGACAAGAGCUUGAGUCCAACGGCAUCUCUAGAGUCACUGCUUCCCCAUCAUUGCUGCAAUACUGUAGAUUGAAGCAAACAAACCAGUUUACUCUCCCUGUUCCCCUCAGGCUUCCAAAUUCCUGCAAGGCUUCCUGAAAUCCAAUGAGACAGCAGGCUGUCCCAUGCAAAAGAAGACACUGUCCCUGUAUCUGUCAUAGCUGCUUGCACGGUACUAUUUUUGCAGGAACGAAAACAGAUUCCCUUUCCUGCAAAAUGACUAAAAUGGCUCAGAGCUCUUUCUUCCUUUGUAUCUGGCUACCCUAGCUGUUUCCAUCCCAGUGUUUUCCUGCAGAGGGUGCUGUAGAGAGCCAAGGCAGGAGAAUGAGGACCGGCUGCUAGGGGUAGGAGGAGCGCUGCCCGGAGGCUGUUUUCUGGGCUUCUGUUUUUAGCUGGGGUUUCAGUAAAUUGGAGUCUGUUUUUAAAACAUCUAAAAAUGUGAAAGGGAAGCAGAAGUGAAAGCCAGCAAAGGGUGGCCGGCAGUUUGGAGGACUGCGGUGGAGGAGGGGAGAGGCUGGAGAAGCAUCAUCUCUCAGGUCCAGCUGUAGCUGCCGGGUUCCCGUGAGAGAGAACUUGUGCAAAUUUAAGAGCCAUAGUGAGGAGGAAACUCCUGAAAUUAUUUCAUGAGUGACGUGACAACUGGUAAAAUUGCCACUUUAAAAAAAUAGGCCUUGCUCCUGUAUCUCUAUAGCAGUAAUUCGAGAUUCAGACAUUCAGCUGGUGAGGCUCUUCCAGAUGUGGAGAUAAAACUUUCCCCAACAGAUUUCUGAAGAAAUUCUUGUAUGUCUGGCUGCUGUUAAAGGCACGGGCAGGACCCCUGAAAACGUCUUACUUCCCUAAAGCAGCAGUCUUGGGCCUUUUCAGAUUCAGGACGUGCUUUUUCACGCUGCUGUGCAACUUCAGACCCACUCUUCAAUGUUCUGCCAUUUGUACGUUUUUCUUCUCCCUUUGUUUUUCGCCAUUUCUGGGCUCUUCCAUAGUGUCAACAUCUUCAGAUGGGAUUCCAUCGCAUAGUGACACAUUCAGGUUGCACAAUUUGGAGUUCUUGCUCAGCAAACCUGCUUCCCCAAAGAAGCAGACUUUCUGUGGUAAGCAAAGUGGAAACCGUAUGAUGACAUCCUCUUGACAAUAAGGAUGACAAAAUCUGCCCAUUUGGGUUUCUCUGAGUUUCUCAUUUUUCCAGUCUUCAAUGCAAUUCUCCACAUUUCCACAUGAGCUUGCAACUUAAGAAGAAAAAAGUUCUCACAAAAGGACACCAGCAUUUUAGUGUGAAUUUUGCCUAUUAUAUACACACACAUGUCUGUUUGUUCAAUUUUGCCUAACUCAGAGAACUGAAUUUUGAAGAAUGGCUGUGUUUUGGUUUGUGUAUUGUUUUGGAAAGUACAUAAAGUAUGUAAAUUCAUCUUUAAAUAAGAACUGAAUAGGAUCCCACUCCCCCGCCCAAUCCGUCUUUGAAUCAGUGUCUCCUGCAAACAAAUCAGAAUGAAUUCUCAAUAAAAAGUCAGCAUAGUCUAACCUCCUUGCAAAUGGAUCAGGAUGAUUGCUCAAGAAAUAGAUUGUUUAGAAGCAACAUCUCUCUGCCUCUCUCCCCUUAUCUUCUUCUCCAAUUGUCUGUUUCUUUGUGUGUUUCCCUUCCUUUUUAAAAAAGACAGUAAGCAAAAUAGUUUUGGUGCCUGUGGUCUGACCAACUUCAGGUGAGGGUGCAGUAACUGACUUGUGGGUACCAACCCCACCAGUUGACGACUAGUGCUGAAGCAUCUCUGAAUGUGGGAUGGCUCCGUUGGUAGAGCCUCUUAAUUUCAGGUUCACAGGUUGGAGCCCCACAUUGGGCAAAAGGAUUCCUGCAUUGCAGGGGGUUGGAUUACAUGACCCUUGUGGCCCCUUCCAACAUUACAGUUCUAGGAUUCUAUGAAUGCUACAGGUAUUGGAGACACUAGCUGCCUUCAGACAAGUCUGAGAUGACUGUAAAGAACAGAAUUGCCAGAUUGUAACUUAGAGAAUUUACUUCUGCUUUAAACCAUACUCAUGUAGCAGAAGAAGUUGCUGCUUCUGGGCCUCCUACCCUAACCCUUCCCACAUCUUGCUGCUGAAAGAAUCAGAAAGGAGGAUGGAGGGCAAACAGAGAAUUGACUGGGACAGGAGAUGCAGCUGGACACACUUUCACUGCUUUUGUGUGGUUAAAAAGUAAAAGGUAGAAUCUCUGGGUUGUAACCUGAUAGCCAUAGUGUAAAAAUAUAUCUCAGAUACAAACAAUCCUGUUCAUAAACAAUAUGUUUUCACACACACCUAUUACUCACUUCAUGCACAUAGAUGCACACAGCCAUGCAUAACACCCCAAGCAUCUUGCAUGUGCACACAUUGCCACUUUUAGUGCUGCUGUUUCAGUUUGGUUGAGUGUCAGCAGUGUACUAGGUCCUGUACAGAAUUUGCAAGAAAAGUAAAAAUUCAGUAAGAGAAGCCUUUGCAGUAGGACAGAGUUUUUGUUGUUGUUGUUUGCUGAUCACAAAACAUUUUUCCUGCGAUCCAUAUAUUAUUUUUAUAUUUCUUGUUUACUGAAUAUAUUGGUCGCUUUUUAACCAAGGCAAGCCAAAGCAACCUACAGUAUAUAAACAAACACAUCUAUGAAAACUGGCAUAAAAAGACAAAGAAAAAUCUAAACGGCAGAUCUGUUUUUUUAAAAAAUCUAGAUUAAAACACCCCACCCACCAGGGGUGCCAACUUGAAUAAAAUAUUGUGGGGGCCCAGGUAAGCCCCACCCCACAAAAUUGAUAACAUGAUGCAGUGCGCACACACCAUUUGAAUGGGAAUGUCCAUCAACUUUGUGGAGGCCCGUCCCCCUAAAAUAUUUUAUUGUGGGGGCCAAUGCCCCCACAACCCCCAGGAGUUGGCUCCUAUGCCACCCACUCAAAGCUACAGAAAAUUAAAAGCCAAAGGCCUGGGGAACAAUGUAAUGUAAUGUAAUGAUGGUGCCAGGCAAGCCUCAUCAGGGAGAGCAUUCCACAACAGGGAGCCACCACUGACAGGGCCUGUUCUCCUGUUGCUGCCCUCUGGUCCUCCCAUGAAUGGCCUCAGAGGACAAGUUCAGGGUCUGGGUUGGUUCAUAUGGGGAGAGGCAGUCCUUGAGGUAUUGGGGUCCUGAGCCACAUAAGACUUUAUAGGUCAAACAAGCAUUUUGAAUUGGGCCCAGAAACUAACUGGCAGCCAGUGCAGUUGGGCCAGGAUUCGUGUUAUGCGUUCAGACUGUACUCCCCCAGUGAGAAAGACCCCUGCAGAACUACUUUCUUGUACAUGCCACACAAGUGUCAUUUCUCUUGUCUUUUCGGCACCUAAUUUUUCAGCGCCUUCCUUUUUUCACAAGCCUUUUAAGCAAAGAUUUUUAGAUAGUAGAUAUACCUGAUUUGAAUUUCUAUUAAUUGUUUAUGUUUUUUAUUGUUAAUUAUUUUGAAAUGAUUUCAUGGGAAGUAAUUCAUAAGCUGAAUAAGUAAUUGUAAAUAAAUAACAGAGAAACUGACAUAAUUCUUACCCACUGUCAAAAUAUUUUAGGGCUGCCACAUUUUCAUCUUGCUGGGCUCCUGCAUCUUUAGUAUUUGUUAGUCCUUUGUAAUAUUUGAUCCCGGAACUCCCUGACAGGCAGAAAUUCAAUACAGAAGGGUUUUCCUAUCCACAUCAGAAAACGUGUUGCCAUUUAAAUUUUCUGUUUGUCACAGAAGUCUUGCUAGGAGUUUGGGGUGUGUGUGUGCACAUACCAAUUCCUCAUAGGGUUUGAUCAACAAAAUCUAAUCCUUUUGGGUUUAAGAAUGGUAUCUUAAUUCCUUGUAUUUGUAAAUUGAAUGAACGAGCCCAUUGAUGGGAAGGUGCAUUUAAUCUGAAAAUAUGGCUCUUCCAUUUUUGGUACCGAAUUAACAACAUUCAAAGAAGGUGAGUUUGGAUGUCAUGUUUGUGUAUCUUGUGGGCGGGGGGGGGGGCGUAACCCUUUAGCUUAUUAUUCUUUCUCAAAACCAACUUGCUUGCCUCUUACUCAUACAUACCUACUGCCUCCCCUUUAUCUUUGAUCAGAGGUUAUAGAAACUGCUGAUUUUUAUCAUUCUCACUAUCGGUCGCCUUACUGUAGGUUGCUUGCAGCAAUGAGUUCCACUUAUACUGAUCAUUCUGUGUACAGUGCUGCCACCUGUUCCUCCUGCAGUUACUCUCCUGCCUCUAACAGCAGUUUGACACUCAGAAAUGGAGUAGGUGAACUUUUGCCCAUCAUUUCAUCAAUGCAGCAGGAAAAAAAGCUUCAGCUGUUUUAUUUCUGCUUGUCAUUGUCAUUUUAAAAGGAGGCAAGGUAAUUGUGAAUAUUCCUCAGUAUUGUUUUGAACCUUCUUUUACUUCUGAUGUUGCUUCACAUCUACAUCACCCCCUUCUAGAUCUUGAUUGCUAUGAAUCCCAUGGAGAUAUCAUGGAGGGUGGUGGUUGGAUUCUGAGGACGAAUGGGUGGAGCUUGGGGAGUUGGAAAUGGAUGACCUUGGGGAGCGUCCUAGCGGAAUGGGGAAUGUGACAAUGGGACCCUGAGAUGUGCCUGAGCCUGAGGAGUAGGCCAGAAGUCUAGGGAGUGGAGAGCUGGAUCCAGGACAGGGUUGGCAGAGGACUGUUUCACCCCAUGACAUCAGACACUCCUAGUCAGAUCAAGCCAGUGUGAACCAGCCCAUUUGCUUGCAGUGAGGACCAGGACAGUUUGAUCCAACCCCUACAAGCCCGGACCUCACAUCAAGACUGGUGACCAAUAACUGCAUGGCAGCAACUAGGACAACUUCAUUGCAACCAUGAUCAAGUCCUUCCAGCAACCUUAGAAGAAGGAGACACCCACAUGUUGGCUUCAGAAUCAGAGGCAUGGGAGAAAAUCAGUGGGUGAUUACACCAGUGCGUUUAGACUGUAGGCCCAGGACUGGAAUUGGAUUGACAAGGUGUAUAUGGUUCAGUACCAGCUGGGGCUAAAUGAUGAGAUCCUUGAUGAAUUGGGGCAAACAGCUCUGCCUGGCAUCUGAUCAGCCCUCAUUUAGCUGUGCCUGAAAAUAGGUGGUAGACCUGAAGGUUGCCUGGCGUUCCAGUACCACGCUCCGGCAGACAUUUCCCAUUGUAGUGUGCAAACAUCAUCAAUUUCAGGGGAGGAAUUCAGAUCGGAUUAGCAUGUACCCGGUUGAUGGAGGAUGAGAAGACAGGAAGGUGAAAGAAGUGUGCUUGCCUCUGUUGUGGGAAGGUGAGGCACUGUGCCGUGGUGUGUUCAGCCAAGGUGGUUGUCAAGACUCUGGUACUAGAAAACUCAAAAUCCUAACUCUUGUAGAGAUCUGGGAGCUUGGACCACAGAAGGAGUGUGGACCUUCCCAGAAGGCCCCUGAAGCUCCACCACCACACAAAUCAGCCACCCCCCUGCCUACUGUCUUGCACACCCCUUUGGGGAAAGGGGUGCCUACUUGAGUCAUGAUAGACGCAGGAGCCUCUAGCAAUUUCCUGGAUUGGGACAUUGCCAAUCAGUAGGGCAUUGGUUCAUGGGAGCUCAGUGAGUCACUCUUCAUGGAUGCCAUUGACAGUAGAGCAACGGUGCCUGGCACAAUCAUGCGGGCGACUGCACCUGCUACUCCUGAAGUUGCUGGACCCCCAAGAAGAGCUGACAUUUCACCUGGCAACCCCACCAUGCUUUCCCAUUAUGCAGGGGGGGGUGUGCCCUGGUGCACUCAGCACAACUUGUUCAUCUCGUGGGGGCAGCGGUCCAUGGCAUUUUCACUUCUAUCAGCAGUACUGCAAGAAAACAGGAUGUGUUGGCUGCAGCCACUGCACUUUCUUCCCCUGAAAACACCUUGCCCCCUUUCACAGCAAACAAGGACAAACUCCCAGCCAAGUAUGCCAUCUUUCAGGAUUUGUCCUUCAAGAAAGAGGCUUGCAAGCUACCACCACACUGUCCCUACACUGUUUUCAUGGUACCGCAGCAUCCCCAUUGCCACCAAGAUGGACCCAGGAAAGGCAGCCACCUUGAACCAAGAAGGGUUUUCAGCAUCUCAUGGCGUUCACAAAUUACUCCUGGAACUUCAUUGUCUCUUUCCCUUACUGUGCCAUUGACCAACUGCCUGAAAGGUGGGAAAUCCUUUCAGUGGACCGAGAAGGCUCAAGAGGGGUUUUCAUGGUUGAAGACAAUGCCUCUGAUGUGCCUAUUGGGGUAGUGUUGUUGUAGACCAACCAAGGAGAAGGAGUUGGUUCUGCGCGCAUACGAUUCUCGGAAACUGACUCCUCCCAAGCAGACCUACUCCAAAUGGAAGAAAUGAGGAAAGUGCACUGGAAUAUGUUGGAUAACACUCACUUGAUGAAACGUCAUCUGAUCUCCCCACAGCCAAAUCAUGAUGAGUACUUAUUAAAUAGCCAACAUGGUCUAAUCUUUCUGCAAACAAAGCAGCCUAGAUGCACAUUAAAAGGUUGCCUGGAAGCAACCAAUAACAUUGUUAUCAUACCUACUAAUAGUGAACUCAAGAGUGCCAUUCCCUAGGAAGCCAAAACAGCAAUAAUAAGGGAGGUAUUGGCCAGCUUGGAGGCAUCUUGUGCUUUGCAAAAGUAGUUUUUUGGGGGGAGAGACCUCAGAACAGCACGCUCAGUAGCUGCAGAAUUUUGAAUGCCCAUUGGAGUGGGGAUGAAAUCAAGUAUCCGGGGAAAUGGCAUGACUGGCUGGAACCCUGAACCAAGAGCAUACUGCUCUGCAACAUUUUAUUGCAUGUCCCACUUAUUACCCAGAAUGCUUUGCUUAUUUCUCUCAGCAUGGGGCUAAUUGAAGGGUGCUGGAAGGCAGAGCAGGAAGCAGAGUUUGGGGAAUCUUGGUGUGUAUUUGACCCUAUCCGCACUGUACAUUUAAAGCCGUAUCAUACCACUUUAAACAAUCAUGGCUUCCCCCAAAGAACCCUGGGAACCAUAGUGCUAAGAAUUGUUAGGAGACCUCUAUUGGACUUACAGAACUACAGUCUCCAGAUUUCCCUGGGAACAGGGAUUGAUUGUUGAACCACUCUGGGAAUGGUAUCUCUGUGAGAGGAACAGGAGUCUGUUAGUUCCCUCACAGUGCUACAAUUUCCAGAGUGGUUUAACAGUCUACUCCUCCUCACAGGAAAUUCUGGGAACUGUCAUUCCAUGAGGGAAAUGAGCAUUUCCUAACAACUCUCAGUACCCUUAACAAACUACUUUUGCCAGAAUUCUUAGGGGGAAGCCGUGACCGCUUAAAGUGCUUAAACCGUAUGGUGUGAAUGUGGCAGAUGCCUGAGGCUGGUGCGACUCAGCGGCCAACAUCUGGAGGGCCACAGAGCCCCCAGCCCUACACACAUGAGUGCGCAGGGCCAGCCCAGUCAUGAGGCAGAGUGAAGCAACCGCCUCAGGUGGCAGAAUACUGCGGGACGGCGCUCCCACAAGGUUGCAUAGCAACUGCAGUGGCAGCUUCUGGUGAGAUUAUAUAGUAGUUUAUUAUUUAUACCCCGUCCAUCUGGCUGGGUUUCCCCAGCCACUCUGGGCAUCUUGCAACAAAACACUAAAAUACAAUAACCUAUUAAACAUUAAAAGCUUCCCUAAACAGGGCUGCCUUCAGAUGUCUUCUAAAAGUUUGGUAGUUAUUUUUCUCUUUGACAUUUGGUGGGAGGGCGUUCCACAGGACGGGUGCCACUACCAAGAAGGCCCUCUGCCUGGUUCCCUGUAACUUGGCUUCUUGCAGCAAGGGAUCCGCCAGAAGGCCCUCGGUGCCGGACCUCAGAUUUCAUGUUUUCCAACGCAUGCAUGGCAAAAAUUAUCCUUUCUGGUGGAGUUAGGCGAUCAAACUAACCCAGGUGAGAGAGAGCUCGCCUCAGAGUAGUUUGCCCAUUGGCACGAACUCUCUGUGCCACACUGCCUGGCUGCAAGAGGAAUCCUUGCCCUCCUCUACCAUCCCCACAGCUGCUCCCCCCAGAUUUCUGAUCAGGUGCAGAAUAUGGUGCUGCACGUUGCCUAGAGGAUGUGUUUUAUGAGGUGACUAAUAUAUCUAAUAAAUAAAUAAGCGUGGUAAAAUUCUCCUCAGCCUUUGACAGGAUGAUGCAGGGCACCAAUACAGAUGACCAAACUGCAUCUUGGGAAACGUAUAACUGUUUGUAUAUCGUCUUGUCAGGAGAAUUUUUGCCACACGGAAGGUAGCAAAAUGGUUGCCUGUAGUGGACUUAAUGUGCAGCUACCGCUGUUACACAUGCACUUCGGCUACAAUUUGGUGGAUGUUAUUCAUUUAAUGAGAGGACCCAACUCAGGGGGCGGCCCCACUUUUUCUUGGACUCUCCACCCGUCAACUGCCCCCCACAUCGCAUGCUGAGGUCUAGCCUAGCUCAACAGGGCUUCCUUAUUAGAGUGUGACUCAUUAAGCAUAUGCAAAUCAGACAGGAACAGCCGGUGAUAAGGCUCCAGUCUUGGGGGUGGGAAACGGAAAAGACAUCUUAAGAGGAAGGCAACUCUCUACCCCCCCCAUCCCUGUCCUGCACUGCAGGGCUGGUCCAGGUAGGAGCUGGAGGGCCAGGAGAGGGCAAAAGGGACCCUGGAAGCAAGGAGGGCGUUCCUUUUUUAAAAUUGCUUUGGGUGAGGCAGCUUUUAGGCCAGACUGGAGCGAGAAAAGCAGUGUAAAACCUGCUCACUAAAGCUUUCCAUUGUGAAUGGUGGGGGUGGAGGGAGAGUUGACUUCGAUCACUUUCAGUUAUAGUAUGUAGGCCCAGCCGUGCCCGAAAUGGUUACAGUUGUGUUCCUCAGCUGGGGCUAGUUGUUAUUAAGAAAAUUUCCCCCACUUCAAGCUAAGAUACGUGCAGUUCUAGCACGGGACCAAAAGUGCCCAGAGCGGGGAAGUCCACCCCUGACUCUCCCCAGUUGCAACCAAAUCGCACCUUCCCCUCCCAGGUACCUCGCAGUGUUGUGUGUGCCUUGUUUGGCUGCAUCCUCAACUGGCAGCACGUUCACUAAGGGCAGGAUUAGGUAAUUUGAUUUGUGGGGAUCUUGGGGGCCAGGAACUGAAAUGGAUGACUUUGUGGUUUUAACAAUCUGUGGAAGUUUUGUUUCGUUUUGUUAUUUCUAUUCCCCGCUUCUCAACUUCGUGAAGCUGGGUGAGUGGUUGCCUAGACCCUCCUUUUGCAAGGUUUCACUUUCUGAUCUGAGCUGCUGGGGUCUCCCCAAACAUAUUGGGCCUUUCCAAAGAGUGUUCUAUAGAAUAGAUUUUUGUAGUGCUAAAGUCACACAAACUGGGGUCUAGCAUUUGUAGUGCAAUAUCUUCUUCCUUUGUAGUGUAGCUUGGGAGGUGGUGGGAAGGAGAGGAUGUAGCGUAUGUUGGAAAGCAAAAGUAUGCCUCUUUUUAUUUAUUUUGUGCACAUGAUCCAUGUUAGAAAAAAGCAACCUUUAGCUCUCAUCUUUGCACCUUCUGCCAUGCCACCCCUUCUAUUUGGACCCAGUUAUGUAUAAAUAGGGGUGUGGGAAAGCGGGGAAGGAGUCAAGUUGGUUGGUGAUGCCAAAUUAUUUAGGAGAAUCAAAAAAUACAAUAGAACUAAAUGAAAAACAUGAUGGCAGUAAGAUUGCAAAAUGAGAUAACAAUAAUGAUGAUGAUGAUAACAACAACAACAAUAAUAAAUACCCUGCCCAUCUGGCUGUGUUUCCCCAACCACUCUGAGCAGCUUCCAGCAAUAGAUAAAAACAUAAUAAAAUGUCAAGCAUUAAAAACUUCCCGAAACAGGGCUGCCUUCAGAUGUCUUCUAGAAGUUGUGUAGUUCCUUAUCUCCUUGACAUCUGAUGGGAGGGCGUUCCACAGGGCGGGUACCACUGCCGAGAAGGCCCUCUGCCUGGUUCCCUGUAGCUUCACUUCUUGUGGGAGGGAACUGCCAGAAGACCCUCGGAGCUGGACCUCAGUGUCCAGGCUGAAUGAUGGGGGGACCACCUCCCACAGUGAGCACUGGAAGGGAGGGUAAGUCGCCUUUAGGGGCCUGGUCUUCUCAUGGAUAUUCCAGGUUCCUCCUCUGAAUUUUCUGCUUCCAUUAAAAAGAGAAAGAAACUAUUGUUUUUACUUGCAGGAGAUAACUAGGAAAAACAUGCAAGCAGUGUUCUGCCCUCUUGCUCAACGAAAAGUAAACUGCUUUUCAGUGUUGGCCACUGAAAUGUCUUUCCAUUAUAUUGGUCAAGAUAUAGUAAGACAGAGAUGGGAAUCUGCCAGAAGUUAUUAGACUCCAUUUUCCAUCAGCCUUAGCCAGCAGGGCCAAUGGUCAGCAGGGCCGGAAGCUCCAGAGGGUGGCACCACUGCCACUGUGCAGCCACUGCAUGCCACCUCCAGUUGCCCACAGGGCACACACUGCUGCUGGGUGACCUCUUCCUCCUCCUGUUCCUCUGCCACUGUGACUGUGUCCUCCCCACUGUUGCGUCUCCUCUUACACCGCCUGGAGGCAGCCUGGGGAAUCUCUGGUUUGCUUGGCUGGCAGGUGGUCUGCUGUGUAGGCUGUAGAGAGGUGGGGAUAGAUGUGGGGCUGGGCAGUAGAUGCCCAGUGCUGAUGAAGAUCAGGAGGGAGCAGAAGAUGGGGGAUAGCUCCAGGGCUUUUGCCUCAAGCAGCAAAACGACCUGGGCUGGCCUUAAUGGUCAGGGAUGAUGAGUGAUGGCGUCCAAUAACGCAGGAGAGCCACAGAUUGCCCAUCCCUGAUCCAACUAGGCAUAUAUUUUCAAAUUCUAUGUAAUGUAAAUGUUACUGUAUUGAUAUUUAAAUACUUUAGAUUAGUAUUUAGGUUCUGGGUGUUCUGCUCUGGUUCCCCCCACUGCCGCUUGGUGUACCAUCACAAUCUGAUGUAGCGCUCACCCCCAUUUUCCUUCCACCCUCUUUUCUUUCUCUCAUAGAAGUAAGAAUGUCUAAGCCCCUGGAGCUGGAGAAGGCGCGGCUGGAGCUGCAAGAGGAGCACACAGGUAGCAGUGCCUGGAGGGAAGGGAUGGGGAUUUGGUCGUUCAUUAUAAUUUUUAUGAACUAGCAAAAUAUCUGUCAUUAUGAGCUUUGAAAAGUGGGUGAGGGAUGGGAGACUACUGUGAUGUGCACAGUGAUCUCUAGAGUGAUCUCACCUCAGUACAGACUUCUGCGCUCCCCCAUCACCCAACAACGGUGCCCAAAAGCCAUUUUCCUUUGUCCCAUAACCCCACAGUUGCAGGGAGACCAUGCCUCAGCUUUCAUUUGCAUUGCUCUGUCCUGAGUUCCAUUCUUUGGUCCUAAUGGAAUGUGACAAACCGACUAGCUUAGGAACUAGCCUUCAUAUAAUAUAUGAAACACAUGUUUUGUAAUAUGUACACUUCUUAUUUUGUAAACUCCCUGGGGUGAUCAUCUCCUCCUCCUCCUUCGCCUUACUGUUAUUGUAAAAUAAAUCCUCCCAAUGUUCUGCAUUUUAAAAAGUUUUUCGGACCCAAUAAAUUAGACUAAGCAAUAAGUAUGCAGCUAAGGUAACAUAUGAUUUGCACUAGCAAGUUUUUAAAUGAGUCUUAGUGAAGCAAAUUUGGGGGAGAGGGGCAAAGUUAGGCAUGAUGAAAAAUGGUCAUGUGGGGUGUCUGGGGACUGAGAAGAGAAGCAGUGAGAAGUCCUGAAAGCGAUUGUUUUAGGUGAGCAGACGGAAUGAAGCAGAGAAUAAAUGGUAGAAGGAAGGCUGGGUGGGAAGAAGCAGCCAAUGUUUGGUACAUGGCCGUGCCACUUAACUGUUUAGUGAGUCAGCUUACCCCUUGGUAGAAAGAAGGGAAAGCACCAAAUAUCAGACAAAAAGUGGGGAGACCUCAGAGGUUUGCCUACCUCUAUAAACAUGCUACAUGUACAAUCCAUUAAACAUUCAGAAAAAAGCUUGUGUUUUUAGAAUUUACUGUAAUGUAGAAAUGAAUGCAGAUAUUACAUACAAAACCACCUAGCCUUUAUAUUAUAACAACAACUCAUUUCAAAAAUGUAAUUAAGUCCCUUUCUUUAAAACUAUACCAGCAUUGUCCAAAACGCCAGAAUUAUAGUGUGGUUUGCAUAUAUAUCUUGAUUUUAGAGUGAUCCUACACUUGGGCAUGUGUGUUCAUGCACGUACAGUACCAUAAGGAACCUCAUAGCCAUGACUGAAAUCCUGCAAGCGACAGAGAAAGGCACAGGACCUGUGGGGAGAGGAGGAGAAGAAACAGGCAUGGCAGGCUUGAUGUGGCCUAUGGGACUCCUAUUUGGGAAUGUAGGCCUUGGGAGGAGGGUUCAAGGAAUGGGGAUUAUUGAAGCGAUGGCUUUGAAUGGAAGCUUUAUGACAAUUAUCUCCUUUGCUUUCAGAUACAGAAAGAAAUGGACCUGACACAAACCACCAGGUGAGAAAAGGUGGCCAGAAGCUGGAGGUUUAAAGUAGUGGCACAAAUGUUGUUGUGGCAGACAAGGGGCAUGCUCUUAGUCUGUCCAUGCUGACUUCCUUUUUCUCUCUUUGUCCCUUGCAGACCCAGCAGAGCAAACCUUCCCCGUUCUCCCCAUCCCCAACCAGCACCGGCACCAAGGUAAGUGGCAUCCUCUAGCCAACCCACUUGCAGCUUCCACUAGCACCACUGCAGGGGACAAUGUUUCUCUGCCAGUUCUCACCAUACUCAAAAGGGAAGACAGUUUCCCAUACAUGCUUGUAAUAACAGUAGGGACCAUCUUCCAACAGUUUGCAGGGCUGCUUUUUUAUGCUUCUUUGUGCUCCCCGAUAUGGGGAACAAGGUUAAGUGUCCUCUAGAUACCAUCUAUGGGGAAUAAAAAUGUCACCUCUCAUCUGCAACCACCAUAGCCAAGUCUAGGAGAAUGGAGGUCAGAGAGGGAAGAAAUCAGGUUGCAGGUUAUAAUAUUAAUCAGGAAAUAGGAAUCCAAUUUUGCAGUGCCUCUGACUGGGGAACCUCUGAACUUUAGCACCCAAGCCACACUACCACUUCACAAGGAGGAGAGAUUUGCUUGUUUUGUGAAUGGAUGUGUGUAUGUAUGAAAAAAUGUAUAUAUAUUAAUAAAUAUAUCAAUAAAUAUAUUUUAAUAAAUGUAUAUAUAUAUUAAUAGGUAAAAAUAAAGGUAAAAUAUGUUAAUAGUUAAUAGGUGUGUUAAUAGUUGUAUGUGUGUAUGUUCUGGAAUGUGGACUCCAGCAGUUUCUAAUGGAGGUAAUGUGGACCUUGGUUCUGUGUCCUGCAAUAAUGCUUUAUCAUAUCACAUGUGAAAUAAUAAUAAUAACAUGGGUCAGUGGAAGCAUUUGGGUGAAAAGGGAGGCUGAGGUACCUAGCUAUGUUCACUAGCAGCUGCCACCAGAGGGAGCACCGCAUCAAUUUGCAGUGCCCUUCGUGAAGAGGGUAGCCGCAUUCUGAUCUUCACAGUGGUUUGGGAGGUGCAAAUCAAGCCAGCUUGUAUCAGAAUUCAGAAAGAACAAAUUCCUGAAGUAUCCCUAUUUAUUAUGAUAGAGGUGUAUAAAAUUAUGCAUGGUAUGAAGAGAGUGGGUAAGAAACUCACCCCCCCCAUCAUAAUACUAGGACCUAGGGCCAUCCAAUAAAGCUACAUGUUGGAAGUUUCAGGACAGACAAAAGGAAGUACAUUUUUUCACACAGCAUGUAUUUAAACCAUGCAAUUCACUACCAAAGAUGUGAUGGCUUCAAACUUAGCUGGCUUGAAAAUGGGAUUAGACAGAUUCAUAGAGGAUAAGGCUAUCAGCAGUGGCGGAGCUUGCUGCUCCGGCACCCGAAGCAGGGCAUAUGCUGGGCGGGGCUAGCCGCCUGCAGGGGCAGGGCUAGCCGCCAGGAGCGCUGACGAGUCUCGGGGGGGAGGUGCUCUGGCGGCGGGAGCCUUUCAUGAUUAAUACACUGAUAAGUUUAGGCAAUAGGUUUAUUAGAGUGAAAAGAAUUUGGAAAGGACAGGAAGUCAAGUUUACAUUUCAUUCUCCUUCUCAGUGCUCCUUCUUGAUUCUCUGAAGACCAGUGGUCCAGAGGGCUGUUUAAAUGCCUUUUUACAAAAAGGAUUUCCGAAUGGCCUGUGCUGUGCUUUGAAAUCCCAAUAAGUGGGGCUGCAAAGGGUAACAUGACCUGCCACCCGUCUGUCAAAUUUUGUCCAGCAGGGUUGGAGAGACAAGGAUCCAACCCACUCGCCAGAAAACAUUCUCCACCUCUGUUUAUCAGUGUGUUUAUCUGUCUUAGCUGACCACUGUUUCCUCCAGAUCUCCUGUGGUUCUCUAAAUGCUGUACUGCAACUCCCAUCAUUCCAUGCUAAUGGGAGUUGGAGUCCAAAGACAUCUGUGGGCCACAGGUUCCCCAUCCCUACCCCAGAACCAGCUAUGGUGGCUGUAGAUGAGUGAAUUCUAAGGGAAAGUAUCAUUUCUGCAGUGCCAUGAAGUAUUAUUUACUACAUUUCUAUUCCAGUCUUCAUUUGGAAAUGAACUUACAGGUCCCUCAGGCUAGUCCUCCCAUCAGGUCACUGACCUACCGGUACCUACUUAGCUUUAAAACUCUGGUUUUUUUACAGCCCCUCUAUAUUUUCUGGUUAAACAAAUGUUGCUGUGUUUGGAAGCACAACAGAAACCUGCAAAACCCACUUUGUCCCAGGACUGGAAUCAUGAAGUAAUUCAAUACCCCCCCCCCAGUUGAUUGAUUUCUGAGUAACUGAAGAAACCUAUUUUUUAUUUUUCUGGUAUAAUAUAUAGCUGAGUGGAAGGUUGGGUGGGUCAGAACCGUGGGCAGCUUUGUACUUUUGUAAUCAGUGUGGUAGAGACUCAUGAAUCAAGUUUGGUUUUGCGGGGGAAUUCCCUGUGCCUCAGGCCCAGCAGCAAAACAGGAAGCCAACCUAGCAAUGCGUCAGAGAGAUAGCAUCAACUUCCAGUUGUUGGGAUUUUAGUGCUUGUGUUGCUCUUUGUCCCUUUAGCAAGUCGCUUGCAGCAGCAGAGUGAAUUAAACACGUGUAGGGCUGCUUACCUAGCAUAAUGUAUUCAAGUUGCUGAUUUUUUUUGUUUUCCUUGGUGUUGCUUAGCAUCACCCAGCGCCCUGGACAAUGUUCCUCAGUUCCAUUGGGCCAUCAUCCUCUCCCUGCAGUGACACAGAUAGGACUCCGUAUAUUCAAUGGUAGCCUUAAAACCCGAACCUUUUGCGCUACCCUGUGAGAGCUACCCAUUGCAUUGCUCUGCUUAAGCGCUUCUUUCAGGCUGGUAGCUCGGAUGUUAGGGAAGGGGAGAUUAUGGGCACAGGAGAGGGGGUCAGGAAGCAUGGAAGGAGAAGGAGGACAGCAUCAAAUUUGUGUCUCAAACAAGCAAUGUUGAGCUGCAACAGGAACGGAAGGAUGUCUGUCGUACACAGCUGGAGAGAGAGUCGUAGUGAUUCUCUUUCAUCUUGUUUUCUCCCUCCAGAUCAAAGCUGAAGACCCAACAGAAAUUCCUCCAGCUCCAGCCCCAGUCCCGGCUCCCCCAGCUCAGCAGCCACACCUGCCCCAGGCCCAGCUUAUGUUAGCUGGCAGCCAGCUGGCUGGGGUAAGUGGAAGGUCCUGUGACCAGACAUAGAUUACGGAGUUUGGCUUAAGUGGCCCAGGGGGUGGCAAGGAGGUGGAUACAAACAAAGGGCUGUUUCCAUGACCAGUUUUCUAACAACUGAAAGUCCUGAACUCAAGAAGCAUUGAGCCAACGUUCAUUAUGUAAAAAGCAUGGUUAUUAUUUGAUGGGAAGCUCCUCUCUUUCCAUAAAGUUGUUUCAUAGAUUAUGUAGUAACAAGUCCAGGUUUGUAAGUAUACAGAUUAGAGAGAGAGAGUGUCUUCUGACAAGCACACUGUAUGUGUUUAUUAUUUAGGUGUGCACUUGGAAAAAAUAGUUAAAGAAAUCAUGUACUAAAAGGCCUGCGGUAUCAGUUAAUGAUUCAAAAUAGUUUAAGGGAAAUAGAGGGUUGAUAGGAAGAUGGUAGCUGGGGAGGCAUGGCUUCCUGGCACUCUGGGGUGGACACUGAAGGAUGAUGAAAAGGAAAUGAUGAUUUUGAAAUCUCACCCCUCUCCUCUCCUCUGAAUGUGGUAGGUAGAGGCCUGGGGAAGUGGACAUUUCUCCAGUGCAGGUGUGGCUUGUGGAGGGGCUUAGAUUGAAACUAAAUUCUCAUUCUGCAUUGCCCUAGCAAAAUGCUGCUUAUACCUUCCUCAUAUAAGCAGUAAGGGACCCAGAAUGGCGUUGUGUGUUCAUCAGCAUUUCUCAGUAAUGUGAGAAGCUUAGGUUUGUCCACUCCAUUCCUCCUCCUGUGCCUUUCCCAGUGACUAAGGAGAAAUUCAGCACACACAGGAUUUCCUGCCCCUGAGCAUAACGUGAAAGAACAACAGCCCUCAUCUGCUUAGUGAAAUUGUCCUAUCGUGUUGAAUUAUAAGCACAGGCACUGCUGUCAGGAAAGGAGUUGACAACCAAGAGGAAUAUAUUGCUUGGCUCUCUGCUUGCUGGGGCUCUUGCUGAUGCGCUGGGUGGGAGAAGGACCCAACUAACCAGCUUCUUCCUUCUCUCUGCCUGGUUGAUUUCUCCUCCUUCCCUUUUUCGCCUCUACUCCCCUUUUGCCUGGUCACCACCUCCUGGCCUGCCAUUUGCUAUGCUGCCCUUGGUACACCUCUUCUCUGCCUUCCACCAACCCAGCUUACAGCCCUGAUGCCUGCCCAACAGCAGCUGCUUCUGCAGCAGGCCCAAGCGCAGCUCCUGGCAGCCGCCGUGCAGCAGUCCAAUGCCGCAGCUGCUGCAGCCUCCUCUCAGCAGCCUGGGGCCGAGCUGACGGCGCCACAGAACCAGCCCCAGACGCCACAGCUUGCCCUGUCGCAGCCAAUCCAGCUCACUGCACAGGUAAGGGCUUGCGCACUGGAGGCUCAGCUUGCCGGGGGUCUGGCCAGAAUGGGUUGCCCAGCAUUACACGCUCACCACCACACAGAGAACAGGGCAGAAGUCAAAGCAUAUGACAGGCUGCUCAUGCAGACGUGGCCUGAUCCACGGGUGGCAUCCAUCUGUCUCAGGAGACAAUGGAGGGGUGCGCCUUUCUGGGCGAGGUCAAACUGUUGGAAAGUUGCAGUGCCUGCUGUGGCUCUAGAGACUGAUGCGGGAGAGACAUGUUUUGUUGCAGCUGGGACAGGUGAAGGCGUUCAGUUAUGCAUUAUGUUCAGUAAUGCGCUGCGGCAUUUCUUCUCUUAUGUAGGGAUGUGCAUAGAAACUAGGAGAGGAUGUGUUUGUUAGAUAUUAUCCUUCGUGAGUUCAGCAGGGUACAUCCCUUUGUCGGCCAAAAAUAAGGAACCUGUUGAUAUGUUAGCUUUAACCUUUAGUUUUAGUAAUCCAGGAUGCUUUAUUGCAGACUGGAUUUCCUGUUAUUUCCCCCUUUUCUCCCUUAAAAACAAUAGACACGCCAAACAGUCUUCUUAUAAGUAAAGAUAGAUUUACUUGCUCAGUUUCACAAUAGCAGUCUUGAGGCAGGCUUUUGCAGACAUAUACAGUAGUGUAGAUCAAAAUGGAGUUUGAGCUGUGACUCAGAUUCAGCACUUGUCCUUCAUCCCUAGUAACUGAUGAGGCAUCGAAGAGAAGAGAAGAGAAGAGAGAGAUUGGCGAUCAGGAAUCAAAGAAAGAGCAGGCUGGGAACGUGACCGGCUUAUAUAGACUGUGCCCCUUUUACCUGGCUGUACACAGUGGAAGUGGCUCUCACAGGGGGGAUUUUCUGUAGACCCUGUGAGAUUCAACUUCCUCUGUGUGUGCCUUUCUAGCAAACACACAUUGCCACUCGCCACAACAGACCCUGGUCAACUGUAGGAGAAUCCUCAACACCUUCACCAGACUGCCGUCCCCAGCAUUAAACUGGCAUAAAUUUGCAUGGUAGAUAUACCCACACUCUUCCUCCCCUUCGCUUCUCUGUUCUAGGACAUCCAGCAGCUGCUCCAGCUCCAGCAGUUAGUCCUCGUCCCAGGGCACCACCUCCAGCCGCCUGCACAGUUCCUGCUGCCACAGGCCCAGCAGGGACAGCAAGGUAAGAAUGGCUUGUGUGUGAAAAAGAGACUGCAUAGGCCACACUCCGCUUCUCCUGGCAAAAGGGUAUUUGCAGGCAGGCAGUUCCUAGUGCAACGAGCCGUUGUUUUUCCGCUGUAAGCUGCAAAUGAAAUUGCCAUUGACUUUAUGCCCUGAUGGGGGCUCAGUGAAGUGCUCUUUCCCAACAACUUUUGAGAUGUAUAAGAAAAACGUUCUAAAAUAUUGUGGUAAGUCUGAAAAAUAAAACAUUGGCACAGGAUGAAAAGACAGCAGCAUUUGAAAAUCAGCGCUAUAAUACUCUUUCAUAGUGGAGUGGCAUGAAUAUUUUAAUAUUUAAAAAUGGUUCUAAAAGCAUUUUCAGUGUUAAUUAAAACAUUUUUAAAAGCAAAAACAACAACAAUGUAAUGAAAUGAUGCUGACUGGAAAAUAAUAAUAGUGAAGGUGAAAUGCCAAUAGGUUCGGCUGCUUUAGGCAGCAGAUGCCAAAACCAGAUGGAAAAGAAAAUGGAAGAGUAACAAUACUACAGUGAUUUACAUCUGUAAAGAUUCCACCAGUGUUUUUAUUGUUAACAACAACAACUUGGGAUUUUUUGUGGUCUGCCGAAAACCAGAAGAAGAAGCACAGAGAAGACACAGGGGGGAGACAAUGAGUUGAUGAGGUCAUGUAGAUGCCCUAUAAAAAGUGAGUGAACCAAGUGUGAGGAUAGUAAGCACCUAGUGUGGAAGCACUGUAAGGCACGGAUGGGGAAUCUGUGCCCUCCCCCCUCCAGAUGCUCUUCGAUCUACCAAACUACAGCCAAUGUGGCCGCUGGUCAGGAAUGGUGGAGCAACAUCUGAAGGACCGCAUAUUCCUCAUCCCUGCUGUAAGCCUUGGACAAAAACAAACAAACCAGAGUUCACUGUCAGCCUACAUCUACUUACCCCACCCUCAUCAAGCCCAGGUCUACCAGGAAUUAUGUUCAGUCCUGAAGGUGAUAAAAUCAUGUGUCUGAAUAUUUUCAAAGUACUUUUCCCUCACCACAGAAUUCCCCAUUUGUUCCCCCCAUUCUGGGAUGAAGAGGCAAAUUAGGGAACUGGAGAAAUCUGUUCCACUUUGCCUCAGCAUAAAGCAUUUUAUUCUCUCAAAUUAGAAUCAUGUGCUGGAUGGUAGGGGUGAGAUGAUUUUCCAAUUUUGCUUCCUCUUACUUUUCCAUUUUUCCAAUCUUAAGUUUCCACACCAGUUUGCAAUUAAAAAAAAAGAAAGUCCUCAUGAAAAUUCCAUCAACAUUUUUGUACGAAUUUAUCCUAAUAAAUUUAUUUUUGCAGAGCAAUUUUCUUAAUAUAACACUACAUUUCUAUGUUAUUUUCACAAAUAUAUGAUUUUAUAUGCAGCCUUUACUCUCAUUUAUGAAUCUUAGUGCAAAAUAACCUAGCUGGAGAACUGCGUUGCAGAAUUUGGAGAAGUAUGAAUUUCAACAAAUGGCUGUGUUUCAGUUUACACUUUGUUUCAGAAAGUGUGAAUUAAAUAGGCUCACCUUCAAAUUCCUCCCCAGUCUGCAAGAAAAGACAAACAACUGUGAAGAAUAGAAAAACCACAUUUUCUAAAUGCUGCAGUGUCCAGCUAGGCUUUUUUCUUGUCUGCACAUUUUCAGCAGUAGCUGCCAUUGUGAAUUUUUAUUUUCUCUUCAGCCAAUGAAGGAUUUUACUUCUCCUAAAUAACAACAGUGGAGGUUUUUUAGGGAUCUGAAGAAUGGCACCAAAUUGGCAGAUUUUUAUUCCGGGUUUGAUCAGUAACUUUUCACACGGUGGAAUAAGGUGGUGCUUGAUUUUGCAAAGCUGAGCUGUUCACUACAUUUUUCCCUCACAGGGCUGCUCCCGACACCAAAUCUCUUUCAGCUACCUCAGCAAAACCCAGGGAGCCUCCUGCCGAACCAGCCUCGUGCAGGACUCCCAGCACAGGUGAGUGCGUAAAAUACUCAGUGGGAACGCAGAGAUAUUACCAGCCUUGGUCUGGCAGUCUCAUUCUUCAUCUUUUAAUGCUGUACUCUUGUCUACUCCAGUAUAUCUUGCUUUGAAGAAAAGACUGUUUCACCACAGUUAACGCAAUGCAAUGAUCAUUUUGUCAGACCCUUGAAGGCAGUGGCGAUCAGGAAUUUGUUUAUUUGUUUAGUACAUUUACACCCCUUCCGUUAUGGAACUUCACGUGGUGUGGAUGGAGGGGGGAUCCUUUCCCAGUCAGUCUUCCAACCGGGCACUGAUCAGACCUCUAGACCUGCUUAGCUUCAGCAUGGUGGCUCUGUAUCCUGUGCCCUGGGACUAUGAGGAUUGUGAUCACUCAUCUCACCUUUGCCUCUGCUUAAACAGUUUUCCAGGUAUUGUUUCAAAGACUUGCAGAAAUGUCUGACCAGAGCCAACAAUGGGAUAAAAGUAAUAUGGUAAUAUGGACACCACCUGGGAAGCAGUGUCCUUUUGUCCCACUGCUUGGCCCAGGAGGCAGGGAGGGGAAAACCACUCUUUAGAGUUCAACUGAAGCGCACAACAAGUUGGGUUUUCUCCAGAUUUGCUCCAGUUUGGAGCUAGAGUGCAGGGUUUCCCUGGGAAAGGAGUGGGUCAGGCAGAAGACCACUUGGCCCCGUGAUUUCUAGGCACGGGACUGGUGGAAGUGUGGACGAGCCCUAAGCUGUUUCACUGAGGUCUUGUUCAUACAUUAUUCGGUGCUUUCGUGCAACUUGGUUCAGCGUUUCUGUGUCUUCUUUCUGCUCCCCAGCAAGUGACUCGGCCUGGCCUCCCCGAGUCCCACCUCACUCACUCACAGCCGCCCAAAUGCCUGGAGACCCCUUCACACCCUGAGGAGCCCAGCGACUUGGAGGAGCUGGAGCAGUUUGCCCGCACCUUCAAGCAGCGGCGUAUCAAGCUUGGCUUCACACAGGUACAGGCCAAGGUGUCUGGCUUAGGCUAGUCCACGAUGGAAGAGUGGGAUGUUGUUGGUUUCCCUUAGGGGGCUGUGCCAGAUGUUGCCCUGUGAACAUUUUCACUGUGAAAUAAUUAUUAUUAUUUUCUUCCCCCCCAAAGAUCUUUAUUGAAACUUAACAUAUAUUCAUAAUAACCAAAAUUCCCAAUGAUUCCCUCACAUAAAAUAUAAUAUCUAAAUUACAAGAGCUACUUAAUUAUACACUUAAUUAUAAAACCCAUCCUCUACUUCCCACCGCAGCAAUUCGACUUCUUCAUAUUUCUUUCUACCUUUUCCCCUUGCAUUCUAUAAUAAAUUAUUUUUGUUACAUUCUGAUUUUUCCUUCUUUAUUGGUUUUGUUAUUGCUUACAUUUUUUAUUCUAAGCCUAUUAGCAUGUCAUUUUUAGAACAAUAUUUUGACAUAUAAUCUUCGAAAUACUUCCACUCCAUUCUUAAUUUUUGGUUUGAUUGAUAUCUUAUAAUUGAAGUUAAUUUUGCCAAUUCUGUAUACUCAGUUUACAGACAUUUUCGCUGUGAAAUUAUUGUUCCGUUUAUUAAAUUUCUAUACCGUCCUCCAUCCAAGGACCGCAGGACGGUUUACAACAUAAAAACACAAGAACACAUAACAUAGUAACAGACAAAAACAAGAAUGACUCUCCUCUCAGUUUAAAAGGCCUUCAAUUAGCCGAAGGCCUGGGAGAAGAGGAAUGCUUUUGCCUGGCAUCUAAAGAUAUGUAACGAAGGUGCCAAGAAAGCCUCUCUGGGGGCAGCAUUCCACAAGCGGGGAGCCAAUGCAGAAAAGGCCUGUUCUCCUGUUGUCACCCUCCGGAGCUAUUGUGGAGGAGGCACACAAAGAAUCAUAGAAUUGUAUAGUUAGAAGGGUUCCCAAGGGUCAUCUAGUCCAACCGCCUGCAGUGCAGGAAAGAAGAGCCUCAGAUGAUGAUCGCAGGGUCCAGUUUGGUUCAUAUGAAAGAAGCAUCAGGUAUUGAGGUGGCAAUGUUCCCUGGAAAAAAGAGACUAAGGUCACUUCCAGAUGACGUGUUUAUUGAACAUUCAUUCCAAUUUGUUUGCCCAAAGUUUGUGGGCUGGUUAGACAUUGUUAGACAUUAGAGGCUUUAGUUGAGAUUCCUGCACUGUAGGGGGUUGGACUAGAGGACCCUUGGGAUUCCCUUCCAACUCUACAAUUCUAUGAUUCAGUGAUUUAGCAUUCAUUCUUAAUUGUUCACAGGGAGCCUAGAUCAUGUUGAUCUUUUGAUGAGGUGGUUAUGUAUCUCCAAAUCACAUUUAAUUGUACAACCUGAACUUGCUUGAAUGUGAUGGAAUCGAAAAUAGUGACAUUCUGGAAGUGUCCCAAACAUACCUAAGGCAGCUCUAGAAAGUACAUUCCCCAUGUUGGUUGCAUAAGCACAACCUUCUCUUUGGGAUCAGCCUGAGGAGUGAGGCAGAGAUCAAGCCAGUUUGAAUGCACAGCCUUAAGUAUUUUAUUAUUAUAUUAUAUUAUAUUAUAUUAUAUUAUACUAAUUUGUUUUGUUUUGUUUUGUUUUAUACACAGGCUUUUUUUUACUACUUUUAGCCAAAAAUAUCUCUAAGCAGUUUAUAAGCAUCCACAGUACAAAACCAGUAAUAUUUUCAAGAAUUUUUAACAUUAGAAAUACAUUAUAAAACAGUGGGUUGUAUUCAGCAAUUAGACCCACUGAAAUCAGUGGACUUUAGUUAGUCUUGUGGGUCUAUUCAGAGUAUGAUGCAAACCAUUAUCAGUAAUGCAAUAAAACUGAAGAGGAAUAAAAUCAGCCAACCAACUAAAAAUUCCAUAAUAUAAACACCUGGGCAAAUGAAAAGGGUUUUAAGCAUGUACCGAAGAGAAGAAAAUGUUGGUGUCACCUGUACCUCCCUAAGGGGAGUAUUCUACAGUUGAGGCACCCUUUGAUGUUUAUACAUGGUGUAUUUCUGCUAGAGAUGGGCCUCCUCUGAUGAUCUUAAUGCCCCGGCAGGUUGCAUGCUCUCGGUAACAGCUUCUCUCCCCACCUCUGUCUCUCUCCUCCACAGGGUGAUGUGGGGCUGGCCAUGGGGAAGCUUUAUGGGAAUGACUUCAGCCAGACAACCAUCUCGCGCUUUGAGGCACUCAAUCUCAGCUUUAAGAACAUGUGCAAACUCAAACCUCUACUGGAGAAAUGGCUCAAUGACGCUGGUAAGUGGAGAGGAGGAAGCGAGCAGGAAGAAGCUGAGGUCUGCUGGAGGAGGAGUUAAGGCCUCUUAGAGGCAAAAAUAAAAGAGCUUUUGAGGGUGGGUGGGAACAGGCAAUUAGAAGGAAGGUGGAGCUCAAGAUCUGAGAUAUUUUCUGCUGAGGAAGCUAAGCCCUGAUUGAGUUGGUGGAGAGGAAAUAUGUGGAAAUGAGCAGGUGUGAGGGAAAUCAUUGUCAGGGCUGGCGAGAGCAUAACGGAAUAGAAACGACUGACUUCAUUAUCUAAGAAUGGUCCCCACAUGUCUGGCUUAAUGCAGGUGUCAGAUAGGCCUGAACAGGCCUUUGGAGAGCUGGUGGGUGGACAGGGGGCCUGGCCCAAGCCUCCAAGGUCAGAGGGAGAGAAUGCUAACUUCAGGCCUUGAGGAAAAUUCACUUUAUGGGCUCAAAGUUCUGCAGGUUACUUCCCAGUAAGACAGAGCAUGGAAAAGUAUUUCCUCAUUUGCUUAAUCAGCAUAUACAUUCAACUUUAAAAUUGCCCCUUAACUGCUACUAAGAUAGAUCUUCAAAGGUUUUGUUUUUUGAACUGAGAAACUACUGUUACACAGGCUGCUUAAAAGCCAAUCCAGUGUGAACUCUCUAAAGCAGGACUCCAACAUAGUAGCCCCCUCCAGAUGUUGCUAAAUUCCCAUUAGCCCCAGCCAGCAUGAACAGUGGCCACGGAUUGUGGGAGUUGUAGUCUGAACAACAUCUGGAGGGCACCAUCUUUAAAGUCACAAGGAGAUGGCAGAGAGUCAAGGGAGUGGUGUCACUUCUCAAGGCAAGCAAGUGGAAACUAGGCCCAGUAGAGGGAAGGAUGAAGACAGCGGAACUGGAUCAAGCCACAGGACGGAGGUGACACACCAGGUGGGUGCUGUACACUGGGUGAUGAUGUUUGCAAGGUGACUAAAUGGCUCUCCCACACCUCAUGUUUCAGAGACAAUGUCUGUGGACUCCACACUUCCCAGCCCCAACCAGCUAAGCAGUCCCAACAUGGGCUUUGAUGGGCUGCCAGGCCGGCGCCGCAAGAAACGGACCAGCAUUGAAACCAAUGUCCGCUUCGCAUUGGAAAAAAGCUUUCUCGCGGUGAGGCAUUUCCCAUUGUCCAGCCCCCCACGUACCUAAAGAGUGAUAUGGAAAAGCCAGGUUUCAAAUUCCUGUUCUCCUGCGAAACUCUGACCUUGGCUGGUACAGUUCCUCACCAAACCCACAUUUCAAGGCUGCUGUAAGGACAGAAGCAGAUAAGACCAUGCAUGGGCCACCCCGGUUUUAUUCUCAGGAAGUGUGACAUAUAAGGAAAUGAAUAAAAACAAAAUUAAGCAAUUUUACAAUGUGUUCAUUUAGAUUGUAUAUUGCUUCCCAAGGCUUUCAGCAACUUUUCCUUAUCUCUAGUUCUUCAUGGGGAAAAGCUGUUGGGGAAAAAGGCCAAUCUUACUGCCCUUGGCAGCAAUUGCAAGAAAAUCAGGAGUUAUGCCAGGGAAUGGGAAUCUGAGGAACCAAGGCAAGGGUGGGGAACCUUUUUCAAAGUAAGGGCCACAUACCUUUCAAGGGCCAUGUUAGUGGUGGGUGGGGCCAGAGGCAAAAGUGAGUGAGGCAAUCAAUGUACAUAGUAAACCUUUGCACAGUAGGCAAGUUUCUAUACUCACCUCUCUAACCUCAACCUAGACAAGCAAGAGGCAUUAUCUGAGUUCAGUGACUCAUUCCUGCUGGGCAAAAAACACUUGUGAGAAUCGAGGCCAGCUAUGCAUGGGGCCUGGAGAAAGGAGGCAUAGCCAGAGAGAGUGGCAUGGAGGCUCACAUUCGGCGCUUGAUCCUGAGGUUUCUCAUCCCUGGACCAGGCAUGAGUCAGAAUCAAAGAAAACACGAGAGCCAGGAAAUCCACUUUGCUCUGGCAAACUCCUGACCCAAACAGGAAGCCCUCUAUAACUCUUCCUAUUUAGGAGGGCCCAAUGGCCAUCCUAGGAAGAGCUUGAGAAGACUUCAUUGCCCUACCUAGAAGGUGCUCCAAACUGCUGCUCUGGUGGCUCACACAGAGCCAAGGGUUCAUGGUUUUAGCCCAGGUAAUUAAUGACACUCCUAUUUUACAACAAAGGGGAAAACAAGGCUGAGAGAGUAUGACUUGCCCAAAGUCUUUAUGCCAGUCUUUGGCUGAGCUACCACUCGAACCCAGGUCUCACAAAAGAAUGGCUGACUCUCUUCUCAUUUGAUUCCAGCUGAUGGAAGUGUGUACACACCAUACAUUUAAAGCACAUUACUUUCCCCAGAGAAUCCUGGCAGCCACAGUUCACCGUUCACAGCACUUGAAAAACCAUGUGCUUUAAAUGUGUAUUUAAAUGCAAGGUGUGUGCACAGCCUAGGUGUGUGUUCUGGGUUGUUUUUUAAGUUCAUUUAACCCUCUUGCGUUUAACUGAUAGGUCAGCUUAAGCCUCACAUUAUUGGUUGUCAGAAGCAAAAGCAGGGAAAUUCUCAGCAGGAUGACUUUUUGUCAUGUACUGUGUACCAGAAAGAGCAGAGAAAGUGACACAGAGCAGCAGCAGUUCUGUGCCUCAUCCUUUCUAGUUUCAUCCGCUGCCUGUAUUUCAGGUUCACGUGAUAGUUUGGCAGCAGAUCUAACGUUCUUUAGAAUGAGUAGAACAGCCCCCUACAUGUUUCUAUGAUUUGUUUUGUUUUCUUCCUGUUGGGACUCUAUGCCAUGACUUGCCCCAAUGUCACACCAUCCUGUCCCCCCCCCCACUUCCAACACCUUCCCCCAAACUGCAGAACCAGAAGCCUACCUCAGAGGAGAUCCUACUUAUUGCCGAGCAACUGAACAUGGAGAAGGAGGUGAUUCGCGUCUGGUUCUGCAACCGCCGCCAGAAAGAGAAGCGGAUUAACCCUUGCAGCUCUGCUCCCAUGUUGCCUGCCCAGGGCAAGCCUCCUGGCUACAGCCCUCACAUGGUACGUUCCUACACACAUUCACUCCCCGCCCCCCCCGGCACAAAACUCCAUGGAAUAUGCCUGUAUGGAACAUGCCUUCUGUGCUGUGCAGGUUAGGGCCUCUUGCGGAUACCAUCUUAUCAGGGUGUCCAUUCUGCACAAUAGUUGAAUUUGGCCUUUAGAGCUUAUUUAUUUCAGUAAAAUUAUAUGCUACUUGUUUUUUUGUACCCCUCAAAGCACUUUACAAAAAAGCAAUAAUAUUUAUCGCUUUAAAAAAAGAUAAAAGCAACUGUUUAAAACUUUCAAAAAAUUUAAACCAGUGAUGUGCUAAAAUAAUAGUAACAGGUGUUGUGGUACCUACCUGUUAAAUAUUGGAAAGGUGCUAGCUCUGUUUGUCUUUUUGGCACCUGCUGAAGACUUUCCUCUUCCAGCAAGCCUUUUAAUUAGUGGCCUUUAUCCAAGUCUGCAUAUGUGUCAGGAUUAUUUCUCAGAUGCCUUAAUAGUGCUACUUUUUCUGAAUUUACUGCUCUGGGCUCCUUUCAGAGAAUAGACAUUUAAUAAAUAAAAAUGAAUAAAAUUGAAUACAUACAUGUAUUAUUUUCCUCUGCACUGCAUCUUUAAUCAUACACUUAGCUUCACAGUUUGGAGUGUGAACCCCACCCCCACUACUUUCCCCUAAUGGACAAUGCCUACAUUCCUUGCCCCCCCAUAUGAUACACAGCUUCCUUCCUUGAUAUAUCCUUUUACAUGAUGCAUAUAUUGUGCUCAUACAAAACUCUGCCUACCUACCUGAUCUUUCACUGCAACUCCACUGAGCUUGCAUUUACCAAUCCACUUACCACCCCAUUUGAUACAUGGUACAAACUUUCCAGGUCCCUAGGCUUCUUACCUUAACUUCCUCAAAUAAUGUACAUUCCUAUUGCUCACAUUACAGAAUUUAUGUCUAACAUACUUAAGUCGUUCAUGAGUUUCGCCCCAGCCUAGUCUGCUAGUUGCAUCUUAGAUAUGAUCCCCAGUCAGGGGAGAAAGGUCUUUAUGUGGAUUUUAUCCAUUGUGUCUCUGACAGUCCGUUUCUCUGCUGCAUCUCCUCCAGGUGACCAGCCCAGGCACCGGCACAAGUCUGCCCCUCUCCCAGGCUUCCAGUAGUCUGAGCACAACAGGUAGUUGUCUUUUAGUGACACAUUCCCUUCUCCCUGGGACCCCCCUUUCCUUUGCCUCCUUCUAGCAUAGCUGUCCAGUGGUGGGCUGCUGAGAGCUCAAGGUAUUGAGGUUGUGGGAAUGACACAAGAGCAGUCUGUUGGGUUAUGAGUGAGAAUGCAUCCUGAUGUUAGACUUCCAAAGGCCCAAGCGCUUUUGAGGACCCACUCUCGGCACUUGCAAAAUGCUUACAGUCAUUCAAAGCACCUGCUGCCUCCAUUGCCACCUCCUUCCCCAGCCCUGACCUGUAUACCUUACCUUGGCACAGCAAGAGGUGGCAAUGGCAGAAAAGGCAGCAGGUGCCCCAGAGGCCCCAGGAGAGCAUGUUUCCAUGCCAGGAAAGGACUGGGACUACCAGGUAAGAAAAUGCUGCUAUGCACAUAUUAUUCACUUGAGAUGAUGGGACUAGUUGUCCCAGUCCCAUACCUGGUGUGGAAACAGUGCAACACUCUUGUGCUCUCCUUUUAGCUCUGCAAAACUUACCGGUAACUUCUUGCUACAUGCUUAAGGGGACUUGGAAGCAAGACUUGGAGUGCUAGUGAGGCCGAAAAGAGCACAAGAAAGUUGUGCUUUGCUCCCUCUGCUGCUACCACAUACCCCACACACUGGGAAAUUGCCUCUGAAUUGUGAUGACCUGGCACUUGUAAUGCCGCUGGCAAUGCUAUGGCAGAUGCAGACAUAGGAAUUGUUUUGAACUUGGUGAGAUCUGCAGGCUGGAAUCUGGGGUGAUGCUCAGCCAAUGUUUCAGCAGCAGGUGAUGGCAGUUGUAUUGUCUGGUUACACCACAGCCUAAAACCAAUGCGAAGCCAUCCAACCUGACCUAGUGCUGAUAUAUUCAAUGACAUGUUAGCGCAGGAAUAUGUUUAACAACAUCCAACAAUAACAUUUUUUUUUUCUUUUAAUGAAAAACAUUCUUAGGAGGCUGCAAUUUUGGGCAGACAAAUGACAUGUGACAAGGAGGAUCUUAACUAUUUGUGUGAUGGGUUUUUUUUUUAAUGUUCAAAAGCAUAUGCGCUUAGCUGGCUUAGCUCUCCAUAGCGCUCCCAAUGUGUUUACCCCUGCAAAUUCUCAUCUGGCAUUCUGCAGAGGGAAAAGCUGUUUUGGAGAAACUGUCCAACUAUUUGAAUGAAACACAGAGGGCUUAUUCACACUUCCCUUUUGCCCUGCCCCGCUCUUUGCAGACACAGGUUUAUGCGUAAAAGUUCAGUGCCUCUGGAUCUUUCCCUGCGAAAACCUGCUCUUUAGCACUUUUCUAAAGCAAACACCAAUUUGGGUUUUCCGCAGAUUUACAUUUACUCCAAUUGAGCGUUAAAGAGCAGGUUUUUGCAGAAAAAGCUUUGCAGCAAAAAGAAGGUUGUGUGCGCUUGCUUGGACACAGAGUUUUAAAGGGCGGAGUGUGGAUAAGCCCUAAGCCACAAACCAUGGUUAUACAAAUUACACACAGCUUGAACACUCCUGCUUUGCUCUUCUCUUCCUCCAGUGGGAAACAAUCUAUGGAGCUGUUGGCUUAGGGCAGGACCUGAGUGCAACAGUGCUACUCCCCACUUGUGAUUCAGAGGUAUACUGGCUUCAGUACUGGAGGUAGUACGUGAACAUCAUUAGGCCUGGGUGAAAUAUCAAUACAUCACCCAGGACUGGUAUGAGAGGCAGACCACGAUGGUGGCUUCACCCGGUGGUAUAUCGCAGGUGAAACUGAUGCCACUCCUGAAUUCCUCUGCUACCAGUGCCACUUUCAACAUUGGGCCGCUGGUAGCAGAGGGACUCAGGAUCAGUGGCGGUUUCACCUGCAAUAUACUGUCAGGUGAAGCUGCUAUCACUCCGCCUUUCAUACCACAGAGGGAGGAGUGAGCUGUAUUGCCAGGCCAAUACAGCUUGUUCCUCCUUUGGCUUCUUUAAACUUGUCCCCAGCUGAGCAAGCAAGCUAGAAGCAUAGGGCUUGCUCAGCUGGGGGCGGGACAGGAGCAGUUUAAUGCUCAGCUGGGGAGGGGGAGCUUUCCCACCCCCCAGCUGAGCCUCGUAAAAAAGCCUCACAAAAAAGUUGUCACAGCUUGUGAGGCACUGGGGUGAAAGCGUCUCUGCUCUCAUGGUGAGAGCUGCGGCAGUUUCACCCCACACCUCACUGUAUCCAGUAGUAAGGUAAAGGGACCCCUGACCAUUAGGUCCAGUCGUGACCAACUCUGGGGUUGUGGCACUCAUCAUGCUUUAUUGGCCAAGGGAGCCGGCGUACAACUUCUGGGUCAUGUGGCCAGCAUGACUAAACCACUUCCGGCGAACCAGAGCAGCUCACGGAAACACCGUUUACCUUCCCACCGGAGCGGUACCUAUUUAUCUACUUGCACUCUGACGUGCUUUUGAACUGCUAAGUUGGCAGGAGGUAUCCAGUAGUAGCAAGAUCUAAAUUUUAAUUACGUGCUCUGCAAAGAUGUACUUAGUUUUGUCUUGACUCUGAACAUUCAGGGGAUGAGAUGUCACACUGAGCUUCAGAGGAACUUGGAAACAUGUAGAGAUCUUUCACUUCUGUGUGCCUCUGAAGUUCAUCAUGCUGUUGGGAGGAUGCCCUCUCUGGGGGGAGAGGCAGAGUUGGUGCAGCUCCCAAUAAUGGUUGGCUACCAUGUCUGUGGGCUCCUGCUUCUGACCACCAGCCUUGGCAACUCUCCUUCACUUUCUUUGCUCUUCUUUUGGACAGUUACUACCUUGUCCCCCACAGUCUGCUCCCUGACCCCCAGUCGGACAGCGGUGGGAGCAGGGGGCACCACCCUCAACUCGGUCACGCCACCCCCAAGCAACAGCACAAACCCCAGCCCCCAGAGCAGCAGUCACCCAGCUAUCAGCUUGCAAGGCCUGAAUCCCAGUACGGGGUAAGUGGUGUGGGAGAGAAAGGUCUUUGGGGGGGGGGUUCAGCUUCCUCAAUGGUUGGACUGUGGGAGAAGAGGUUUGAUCCUGGCUAGGCUCACACCAUUAGAGGAAGGGGGCCUUGGGGGACAGAACCCAAACAGUACGGGAAUUAGAACUCACCUGAAAUAAUAGACUCUCCAUAAAACAAUGUCUCACACGUCAUUUUAAGCUACCUUCUGGACCCAUUUCGAACAGGUGAUUGUGGGGGUGGGUGGGUGGCACUCUAGUGUUAGCACUGUAGAUCCCCAACUUUAACCUGCUGCCUCUGGUUUGAUUUCAGAAGCACAGUGCUAGGGGUGAAUGCAGGGUUAAACCCAGCGCUAAUGGCCACCAACCCGCUGGCCACCAUACAAGGUUUGUGAAAAAGAAGAUCAGACAUGAUGUCAUCACUGCCAUUUGCUCCACUGGCCUGUCUGUACAAGAGUGUGUGGGUGUGGGUGAGAGAGAGAGAGAAGAAAAAGUGUGUGUAUGUGAACAAAUACACACAGAAGGAAUACAUAAACCCGAAACACAGCCAUUCUUCAAAACUGAUUACGUAUUAGGAGAAAUUCACACUAAAACAUUGGUGAAUUUUCAUGAGGAUUUUUUUUUAAAAUAAAUAAAUCACAAACUAAUGUGGAAAGCUGAAUUUAAGAUUGGGAAAAUGAGAGACAGAGAAAUUGGCAUAUUCACUCAUUCGUAUUCUCAACAGGUGGCAGCAUUGAGCCAACCAUGAAUUUCUCUGCCCACUUCUUUCAGUUUACCCGUGUUGUCUGCUCACUGAGGUCAUCAUAUGGCACAGGGUCUGUGAUGUAAAACUCUGUGUCCAAGGCUGAAGUCCAACAUCCUGUUCCCCACAGUGACCAGCCAGAAAUCACACUUGUAGAAGUGCCUAAAACCAGCCUGUAAAACUGGUUACCCACCAUGCCCAAUGCAGUCAUGCACGAUGGCUUAUCAGAGACUCAUUGAAACCAGUUUUUAAUACAGUGGUGCCUCACAAGACGAAAUUAAUCCGUUCCACGAGAGUCUUCGUCUAGCGGUUUUUUCGUCUUGCGAAGCAAGCCCAUUGACGGAUUAGCGCUAUUAGCGCUAUUAGCGGUUUAGCGGCUAUUAAAGGCUUAAAGGCUUAGGGGAUUAGCUGCUAAAAGGCUAUUAAAGGCUAUUAAAGGCUUAGCAGAUUAGAUAAAGGGGGUGGAAAGCGGAUAGAAUUUCUCAAGACUCGCACGAUAUUAUCGUCUUGCGAAGCAAGCCCAUAGGGGAAUUCGUCCUGCGAAGCAACUUCAAAACGGAAAACCCUUUCGUCUAGCGGUUUUUCCGUCUUGCGAGGCAUUCGUCUUGCGGGGCACCACUGUACCUGCUUAGAACUACAAAAAUGGGAUUGUCAAGCCCAUGGCGCAUCACUGGUGUGCCUGUGUUUUGCCUUGAUGGGUUACAGAUUGAGCAGAUAAAGCUGUCUUGCCCUGAAUCAAACCCCUGGUCUGUCUAGCCCAGGGCUGUCUAUUCAACAGCAGCUCCUAUAGGAUUCAAACAGGGUUCUUUCAGCCCUGUGAUCCUUUUAGAUGGAGAUGCAGGGCAUUGAAACUGUGUCCUUCUGUAGGCAAGGCAUGCAUUGGGCCCAUCCCCAUGUGCAGGCCUGUCUUUAAAAACGCCUCCCCCUCUAUGAUUUCAAGCAUGAAACAUUUGAGUCUAGGUGAAAGUGUAUGUGAGAUGCUGCUGUGCAAAUGUCGUGCGGAUGCGCAUGAGUGCAACAGGUCAGUGGAGUCCCUCAGAACCUCCUCUCAUUCCUGUUGAGGUCUCUUCUCCAUCCCAUCCCUUAGCUUACCUAUGGUAGAAAGCAUCCUACUUCAUAACAUCCGUCUGUAACAUUGCACCUGCUAAUCAUCUGUGCUCACCCUUCCCGCCACACACCAUGUGUCUUUUUCUAUGUGAAACGUGCUGGGGGAGGGAGACGGUGAUGUGGAGCUGUGGUUGGGAGCAGGUGUUGUUUGAACUGCGGCUGUGCUGAAAUGUGCUGCUGCCAUUUUGUCAUGGUGGGGGGCCUUGGAGGCUCCUGAGAAAUUAACGAGUGGUCUGAUGAGAGAUGACCCCCGCAUCAACACAUCAAGAGGAGAGCCACAGCGCUAAUGCAAUUCCUCUGGGCCCAUUGCAUGCUGGAGGCUGGGAUAGCUCAGUCGGAAGAACAGGAGACCCUUAGUCUCAGGGUUGUGGGUUUGAACCCCACGUUGGGCAAAAAAGUCCCGCAUUGCAGGGGUGUUAUGUACUGAGUUGAAUAGGAUCCAAAAGGCAGCAGUCUGAUUGGUCCUAGAACAAUAGGAUUCAGAAUGCAGCCAUCUGAUUGGUCCUAGAACAAUAGGCUUCAGAAUGCAGCAGUCUGAUUGGUCCUAGAACAAUAGGAUUCAGAAUGCAGCAGUCUGAUUGGUCCUAGAACAAUAGGAUUCAGAAUGCAGAGGUCUGAUUGGUCCUAGAACAAUAGGAUUCAGAAUGCAGCAGUCUAAUUGGUCCUAGAACAAUAGGCUUCAGAAUGAGGCAGUCUGAUUGGUGCUAGAACAAUAGGGUCCAGAAUGCAGCAGUCUGAUUGGUCCUAGAACAAUAGGAUUCAGAAUGCAGCAGUCUAAUUGGUCCUAGAACAAUAGGAUUCAGAAUGCAGCAGUCUGAUUGGUCCUAGAACAAUAGGAUUCAGAAUGCAGCACACUGAUUGGUGCUAGAACAAUAGGGUCCAGAAUGCAGCAGUCUGAUUGGUCCACAGGAGCCACCCAAUCCUGCUCCAGGUGGAAGUGAAUCCGCAACCUCCGAGUAUAUUUCAAGGGGGUUGGACUAGAUGACCCCCGUGGUCUCUUCCAAAUCUACGCUUCUACGUUUCGACGAUUCUGUGACCAGAAGCCGCUGGCAUCAUGCUGGCGCACAUGCGCCCUAACUGCUGUUCUUUCCCCCUCCUCCUUUGCAGCAUUGGCCAGUGGUGGAAGCCUGCCAAUUACCAGCCUUGAUGCCAGUGGUAACUUGGUCUUCAGUACCAGCGGAGGCACGACUGGAAGCCAGAGCAUCGUGACUUCGUCGCUCUUCCUCAACCAUGCAGGCCUGCCCUUGCUGAGUGCUGCCCCGGGAGGCGUGGGGCUGGUGUCGGCGGCGGCUGCUGCUGUGGCUGCCUCCAUGCCCAGCAAGUCGCCCACCCUGACCUCCUCCUCUUCUUCCUCCUCUUCCUCCUCCUCCUGUUCCUCAUGCAGCUCCUCCAGUGAAGUGGCGCAGACUCUGGGGCAGGCUGGUCCCGGAUCCACCGAGCCGGAUGCCAAGACGGAAUGAGGGCUGAGGGGGGAGCAUCCUCCCCGCCUUCUCGACACGUGGGGGUAGUAAGGAGCGGACGUACAAACCGACGAGUGAAACCAAAAAAAAAAAAAAACCAAACAAAGAAUUGUCAGCAACAGCCAAACGAAAAACCAACCAAAAAAUAACCCAAAGCAACCAAACAAGCAAAGCAAAAAGGGACAAAGGAAGAAACCAAAAAGAAUUCCCCAAACUUUUAGCGUUUAUUUUUUUUCCUUUUUUCUUUUUCCCCUCCGAUGUUCAGGACAAAAUGCCUUGCAAAAGGUGACUUUGUCAAUUGUUUGCUUGAAUUAUUUUCAUUGAUUUCUCUUUAUUUCUUAUUCGCUAGUUUCCUGGACAGUUUCAGAAAGGAAACAAAUAAACGGGGAUCGGUUGUUCUUUUUUUUUUUUAAGAAAAAGAAAAAAAGAAAAAACACAUUCAAAAUCCUUAAGGGGAAAAUGAAUCUCACACCAAAAAUCACCAGUCCUAGCUUCACCCAAAGCUUUUUACAGACUUUUCUAACUUCUGUGUCUGGUCGAAUGUCUUUCAAAACUCUUAUUUAUUCUUAUUUAUUCUUUUACUUUUCUUUGGGAUCUAGAAAGGGUUGGACAGGGUGGGGGUAUAUUGGUUUAAUUUCAGGAUCUUGCUAUAAAUAUUUUCCUUUUCCUUUUUAAAAUGCUAAAAUAAUAUCCUUUUCUGCUGUGUUUUUCGGAACAAACUUUAUAGUUUAGAGGGAUUCGAAGGCUAGGAUUUUCAAAAGGCAAUAGUGAGAAUUAGGUACCAACUUCCCAUGAUGGUUUCCUAACUGAUGUCCUGCAAUGAUGAUGAUUAUUAUUCUUUUGCAUCUCUGCUUCUACCUGACUCAGCCUUGCAAUGAACUAAAAAAACACACCCAAGAACCUCUAGACCACAGCAUCCUUUGACCAGCUUGCUUGCCAAUGCAUUCCUACAUAUAUAGCCAUUUCUGGCUUGAAAGGAGAGCUGGUGGUGGUGGGGAAACUGCUCCCUGUCUAUUUCCUUACCUCUGAUUCUGAUUCAUCAUAAGGCCAGAGUAUCUUGUGCCUGGGUGAGAACUCUGUGCCCCUUCAAUGGUUGCUGUACUACAUCUCCCAUCAUCCCUGAGCAUUGGCCAUGCUUGCUGGAGCUGAUGGGAGCUGGAGUCCAGGAACAUUUGGAAGGCCACAGUUUCCCCAUCCUGAUCUAGUAUAUCGAGUGCAGAUGGAGGAGCCUAGGCUUUGCCCUCUCCCUGUUACCCCACUGAGGACGGAAUGAAUUGCAUCCAUUCAGGAGUAAGCUUAUUAGUAACACCUGGGUUACUCACAGGGUACAAAAUGUAAAAACUCAUGUCUUUGCAAGACAAGAAGCCUUAUUGAAAGUCUCAGCCUUCAACUGUUUCGGGAUGGGCAGCACUAAACGUGUACGUUUUGUUUUAUCGGCUUUUUCUUUCUUUCGCCAGUGUUCAAUUUUUCUGUAGCUUUUCUUUUCUAAAUUGAUUUUUGCCUGGGGUUAGUAUCAGGGGUUAUUUUUCUGAAAACAGGGGAUGUGUAAUUUUUAUUCUUAUUCUUUUUAUUUUUAUAUCUGUGUUCUGAAAAAAAAAAUAAUACUCAUAUUCCAGUGCCUGACAAAAACCAAACCAAAACAAAAAAAACGGGAAUUUCAGCAUUCUUUACAUUUUCCAGAAAAAAAACCAAAAAUUGAUAGACAUCACUACAGAAAACAACAAGAUGAAGACCACUGGGGAAUAAAAAUGAAACCACAGAAGAGGGAUAAAAAUCCCCCCUUUUAUGUGGCUCACAGAGACUCGGAGGCGAGAGACAAAACUUUUAACCAAAAAGAACCAACCAAGUGAACAAAGGAAGCGUACAACAAAAAAAACCCACCACACAAAAAACUUUUAAUUGAAGAAGAAAGGAUGAAAAAAAUACGUGGGAAUAAAUGGGAAAUCUUUACUUUCUCUGGUUAGACAAAUGGCUCAACCGUCUUUCUCUGUCCUGAAAAAAAAAAUACCUCAUGGAAAGGUGCGUUGAGAAGCCAAGAUUUUAUAAGUGGCAAAGAGACAAAAUAAAUAAAAGUAAAACGAACCAAAUCAAUGGAAGUUGGGAGGGUGAGAUCAGAGGAUCCUGAAACUUCCUCCCAGAAGUCUAGAAAGCUUUAAAAAUGGCUUCUCAAAACGCUCUUUUUAUUUUUUUGUUUUUAAACUUUUAUUUUGUACAUUUUUUGUUGGUUUCCUUUAUUUUAUUUUUUAAAAAACUGGUUGGUUUGGGAUUUUAUUUCUAAAUGUGUUUGAGGGGUGUUUUUUUUUAGUCAAUGUUUUGGGGGCUCUUUGAAUGUUCGUCUUUUACUUUCAACUCCUGCGAACCAAAGUCUUGCUGUUGCAGAGAAGGAAGUUAGCCAUGGCAUACUGCGAUCUGGUAGAAAACAAAAAACCAAACAAAAGGACAGAGUGGAAAAAAAGAUAAACAAGCAAACAAACAAAAAAAGAACUUUGAAACCUUUCUUAAAGGGAAAAAAAACCCUCGACCUCAUUUUAUCUCCUGCUUUUGCUGUGUUAUAGCGUUCAGGUGGGUUUGAGAUAACAAAAGAAAAAAAAAUACUGUGAAACUUUCCAAAAAUGAAACAAACAAACAAAAAACAGGAAACACCUAGUUUUAAAAGACUUGAAAAAAAAGUUUUUCAUCCCAUUAUGUGCGUGAGUGAGAGAGAACCAGCGAGUAUUUAUCUGUCUCUUUUAAGAUUCCAAUCAUGCUAUUAUGGUGGACAUCUGGGGAAAAAAGAAGGAAAAACAUUUGGGGAGUCCAAUUUCUCUCUCUCUCUCAUGUGCUACUGAACGUGUUACUAGGUGGAAUGUAACUGUUUUAGUGAUAUUUGUUACUCUUUCUUUCUUUUUUUCUUUUUUUGGGGAAAAAAAUUCUUUUGGGGGGUAUCUUCUAUUUUUUUUUUAUAGAGAAAAUUCUAUGUUCCGCUUUAUCGCUUCUUACUGUAUUAAAAAAAAGACAAAAAAACAAACAAACGCUAAAGGUUUGCAACAAAAAAAGAUAAAAAAGGGAAAAAAACUAAACAAAAAAUCAACAAAAAAAGAAACAAAAACCAAAACGUGUUUUUUUAAAAAAAUUGAUUCUAGACCAAAAAUGACCCUAUCUCCAUGUGCGGAGCUGAGCGGUGGGUGAAUGGCAUGGAGGGGAAACAGCCAAGAUAUAUAGGGCAAGCAAAGGGUGAUGGAAAGUUGGAAAGGUUGCUUAGAACCUGGAGAGAGGCGUUUCCUUUUUCAGAGAGUUGAAAGGGGAAUGACAGAGUGGUGAUGUGGGCAUUCUUCCCUCUCUCUGCCUUCAGAAACCAGCCGGCUGUUUGACCAGAGGCAAUAGUGGGGCAAGAGAAACAGAGUGAGUGAUGCUGCCUGUCUCAAAUCACUUUCAACUCUUUUUUUAAAAACAACAACAACGACCGGCUCUCUCCAGUUUUAGGAGUUGGAUAUAUGGGAGGUUGUGAAUUUUGCAACUGCGGACUCAAGCCAGAGGGGUACCCCCACUUCUUCCCUCACCCCCAAAUUGGAGACUGUAAACGAGGACUAAAUGCAGAGUUAUCGCUAGCCUGGGGAGGGAAAUUUUGUUUUGGUUGGUCCAGAGGAAAACUACAUGGGAAUCAUUUCAGAUUUGACCACCGGUCUUGUGGGGCAGGAUGGUUCGCUGUGUCUCCGUAGCCAUCCUUGCCUCUCUAGUCCACAUACUCCCCCCCCCCAAUGGCUGGUAAGAGAAAACAGGCGCGAGAUGCCAGGCUGCCCUCUAUGAAAAGCUGCCACAUCUCUCUGUUCCGCCAACCUCCCACGCUCCUAGGAGUUUCAGAACGAGGAAGGAAACAAGCUUUAAAGUACAGCUGUAAAACCAAAUAUUUGCUCACACGCCUCCGUGCCGGUGCCCGACCCAGGGUUGGGGGGGCACAAGGGAGGGGGGCAGGCUAGACCCCCUCCCUCCCCUCAUAGUGCCAAGACACCCACCAUAAGGCUCUUUGGAGAUAGCCCGCCAUAUACCUCAUAUACUUUAAUGAUAAACCAAAUAGAAAAGCUUUAUUAAGGGUGUGUGCCGGACGGGUCUGUUUGGGGCGGUGGGGAUCAGGGGCAGCAUCCUCUCUCACCCCCAGGAGGGAAAUCAGGAGGACGGCCCAGGCCCCCAAAAAGGUGAUCCAUUCCCUUAAAACCUUGGCGUCCUUUUACGGAGACUCUUUUCCCACUGUGUUGGAAGAGGAGACUCGGCCGCUUGGGUAAAAGAGGUGUCGGAAUUGUCGUGGGGGCUAAAUGAAUCUCAGUGGGCCUUGUUUACAUAAAGCGGGUUCUGCCCUAAUAUAACGGGGGCUUUUGCACCGGGGUUAAUUGCAGGACAGCUAUGGUGCCAGAACCUCCACUCGGGCGCCAUCCGACAUCCAACGCAAAUUCUUGACCGUAGAUCCCACUGAAGGCUCCAUGGAGCAUCUCUCCCUUCCUGUCCUCCUGACUUCUUCUCCUGGGUGCUUGUUAGGUCCUCGGUGGCCCGUAUCUGGGUCACGAGAGAAGGAAACCUCAUGAGGCGCUUCUAUACCAGGGAGGGUGUCUGUCACAUUUUGAUAGCCCUGGAAGAGUGGGUCAAAUGGGCUGACCUUUGCAUGAGGGAUGCUGCUCCAGCCCCCGACUCCCUUACCACCACCACCCCAACAAGACUGGCCUGUUGCUGUAGCCAACCCGGGAGCAGUGGAAAAAUCGUGUGAUAACUUUGCCAAAGGUAGUUAGUUCCUAGUAUUCAAUUUUUAUUUUUAUUUUAAUUUUUAAAUCUUCCGGGGUCUGAUCCUGUCUCGUUAAUUUAUUUGUAACUGUGGGGCUUAGAAGUGACUUGAAAAAAAAAUUAAUAAUGAUGAUGAUGAU
Podarcis lilfordi (Lilford's wall lizard) is the source of this 79886-nucleotide messenger RNA. NCBI's taxonomy places the organism in Eukaryota, Metazoa, Chordata, Lepidosauria, Squamata, Lacertidae. The record is from the annotation of a GenBank genome assembly.